Molecule: messenger RNA, 56610 nt
Organism: Lymnaea stagnalis (great pond snail)
Lineage: Eukaryota; Metazoa; Mollusca; Gastropoda; Lymnaeidae
Source: the annotation of a GenBank genome assembly
GAGACCCGCCGAUUUAUUUAUAAUCCUUCAGAACGGGUUUACCCGAACUUGCUAAACACAUCGGCUGUGUUGUGGUUGUAGGCUGAAAUGUGUAAGUCAUGGUCGGUGCCGUGUUCCUAGCCACCGGAUGACUUUUGUAAACAAACUGUUUUAAAGAGUUUAUUCAGAGAAGAAUAAAAGUCGAACAGGUAAGUUAUAAGUUAUUUGUUAUUAAUAUAAUUUUAUAUAGAUCUAUAUUCUGGCCUAUAUUUCAAAACAAUAAACUGCAUGACAACCUUUGUUAAGUGGGUGACACCGUGUAAAUAAUUUAUGUACAGGCACGAGAAAGUACACAGAUAAAAUAAAACAAAAUACAGCUCUUCUCCUCUCCUGCGUAUCUAGACCCUAACUCCAACAUCUUACAUAACACUGGGAUUAUUUUCUGUUGUGUAAAUUGCUUGUUGAUAAAAUAAAUAAAAUGUGUUUGGUAUGUUACUGGAUUGUUUGUAGACGAUUUUAUUAAAAGUCACUGUGGUCCUUCUAACUGUUGAUGACAUCUUCACAAUGUGCCUCUGUCUGUAUUAGGGAUUGAAGUCUUGUAGGCAUUCUACCUUCGGAUGAAUUCUCCGUAGUAAUAAGCCUCAGUCUGUAGUAGUAGUAGAGAAUAAAAACAACUCAUGACGUCCAGUCAUACCGUCACAUCUCCCUCUUAACAAUACAAGCAAUAGUCAAUCAAGAAAAUAGCCUGCAUGCAUCACUAAAUCAAUAGUAAUACUAAAACACUAUUCAAUACUUUGUAUGUACAAAUAACUCAAUUUGUAUUGCAUGACACUGUACGUAUUACAUGUCUCUAUCAAGGAAGCAUCUUGGUGGUUUCACUUGCCUGCCAUAUCUUGUCACCACCUGUGCUGGAAUACGUUGUGCUGGAAUAGGAUUGAUGGCACUUGGUAGAGAUAUUUUCACCAUAGUCUCUUUUACAACCUCUGGGUUGGUGAGUUGUGGUUCACGUGUUGUAUCAGGACAGUCCAGUUGAAUAAAUCUGGUGCACUGCUUUGCCUCUGUGUCUCUUUUAACAUUUUCUGAUUUCGCCGAUAUGUCAUCCCGUCUGGCGUUUUGACAAUCUAUGACCUUGGUGUGGAUGCUUCUGAGACAACUACUGCUGGCUUCCAUGAGCUUUGAGAUUUAUUCUGCAUAUAUAUAAAUUGCUACCAGGCUGAAUUUGGGAAUGACCCCUCAUUUUCGCUGUCUUGUUGUAAUAUCUUCCUUGAUCAUUUUUUUCUUUUGUUCCAGAUGUUGGCCAUUUCUUUUGGGUUUGGAACUUUUGGCUUUAGGUCGGCAUCAGUAGCUGGAAGAGUUGAUCUUAGGCGUCGGCCCAUGAGUAGCCGUGAAGGGGAGGGUCCAUCAGGGCAUGGAGCAUUUCUAAACUCCAACAGGGCAAUAUAUGGAUCUAGGCCCGACGCUUGAGCUUUCUUUAAAAGUGUCUUUACUGCCUGGAUUGCUCUUUCAGCCAUGCCAUUGGACUGUGGGUACCUGGGGCUUGAAGUGAUGUGACUAAAGCCCCACUGUUUGGAGAAAUUGCUAAACUCUUCACUGGAAAAUUGGGGUCCAUUGUCACUAAUUAUUUCUCUUGGAAUGCCAUGGCGUGCAAACUGGGACUUCAUAUGAAUAAUUACAUCAGAAGCUUUGAGAGACGGAAUUAGAAUAAUUUCAAAGAAUCUGCUGUAGUAAUCAACGAGAAGUAAAUAAUUCUUUCCAAUAUAAUGUAAAAUGUCAACUCUUACUUUUUCCCAAGGAAGCGAGGGGAUUUCAUGGGCUAUCAUGGGAUCUUUUUUCUGGGAUCUUUGAUACCCCCUGCAUACUGAGCAGCUAGAUACAAUGUCUAUGAUCUGUGAUGUCAUUCCUGGCCAGAAAAGUACUUCCUUUGCUGUAGCCAAACAUUUAUCACGCCCCAAAUGUCCCUGAUGAAGUCUCUUGAGCAUUUCUUUCUGCAAUAGUUUCGGAACUAUAAUUCGCUCUCCUUUGAAAAGUAAACCUUGGCUUUCACUUAGUUCUUCUUUGAAUCCAGUAUACAAUCUUAUUUCUUGUGGAAUCUCAGAUCUUCUAUCUGGCAACCUACUAAAAUAUGUUGCCUUAAAAGUCUCAGAGUUGUAUCGUUCGCUAUUUCUUGUUGAAAUAAUUUCAUUUUUUCAUCUGAAAGAGGUAGACUGUUGACUAUUAGAUGAACCUGUGCGUCCCAGUCAUCACUUGAUGGAUUAUGUCUUGGUAGGGAUGCUCGUGAGAGGGUGUCUGGGAUAAACAUUUCUUGACCAGGCUUGUAUUUAAGAAUGAUUUCAUAUUUCAUGAGUCGUAGAAGCAUCGUCUGAAGCCUGGGUGGUGCAGAUGACAAAGUAGAGACCGACCGAAUUUUGGCUUCGGCUUCGGUUUCGGCGCCGAAAGUGGCCAUUUUUAUCACUUUCGGCCAAGUUUCGGUUUCGGCCGAAACUGAAAAGUUAACUUUCGGCUUAAUUUCGGUUUCGGCCGAAUGAGAAAAUUUGACUUUCGGUUAUUUUUCGGUUUCGGCCGAAAUUGACUUAGACUUUCGGCCAUUCGGCCGAAAGUGACUCAGGUUUUCGGUCAUUUUAAUACUCAGUGAAAGCGAUAUUUAACAACAAACUAAGCAACAUUUAAGAACAAAUUAAGCGAUCUUUGAGAACAAACUAAACGAUAUGUAACAACAAAAUAAGGGACAUUUAAGAACAAACUAAACGAUCUUUAAAACAAACUAAGCGAUCUUUAAGAACAAUCUAAGCGAUCUUUAAUAACAAACUAAACGCUCUAAUAGAACAAACUAAACGAUUUUUUAGACCGAACUAAAUGAUCUUUAAGAACAAAACAAAUGAUCUUUAAUAGUAAACUAAAUGAUUUAUAAGAAUAAACUAAGCGAUCUUUAACAGAAAACUAAAUAUUCUUUAGGAACAAACUAAAAGAUCUUUAAGAACAAACUAAUCUAUCUUAAGGAACAAAAUUAAUUAUCUUUAAGAAUAAACUAAGCGAUCUUUAUGAAAAAAACUAAGCGAUCUUUACAACAAAAUAAGCGAUCUUUAACAACAAACUAAACGAUCUUUAACAACAAACUAAACAAUCUUUAACAACAAACUAAACGAUCUUUAACAACAAACUAAAUGAUCUUUAACAACAAACUAAACGAUCUUUAACAACAAAUUAAACCAUCUUUAACAACAAACUAACCGAUCAAUAACAACCAACUAAACGAUCUUUAAAAACAAAUUAAGCGAUCUUUUAGAACCACAUUUUUUAGAGACCCUGUUUAAAAAAAUAAAAUAUUUUGCAUAAAUUCCCCCCCCCCCCCCCCCAUUUUCUCCUACUAUACUAAUUUAAAAAAAAUUGUAAAGCAAUUUAAAUUCAUUUUAUUUUAAAAUGGUAAAAUACUAAGUAUUCUUAGAUCAAGGGUCUCAAACUCAAAUCAUAGGGGGGGAAAAGGGGGGGGGCACAGGAGGUAGUGUCUAGAUGAGAGUUGGCCGCAUCAAGUAAUCCACAAAAAAGCGAUUACAACUGUUACAAUCUGCUCAACGUUUAUAAAUAGCAAUAAAAUCAUUAAGGGUUUUCAAGAACUACUCACUGUUGCCAGAGACCUGGCAUACAAAAAAUAUAUAGAAACAUAAAAAAAAAAAAAUCAGAAUUAGACUAGUCGGUGAGAUUCGACUGAAACCGUCGCGGAGAGUCACGUUAUAGAUAUGAGAAUGGGGGAAACGCGCCGGCACAUUAACACUAAACUUUUCUGUCAUGCAGCGGGCCGGAAAAUAUCGUCUUGCGGGUCACAAAUGGCUUGCGGGCCGCGAGUUUGAGACCCCUAUAUUAGAUGUUUAUUUAUUAAUAUUCACGAUUAUCUAAUUUUGUAUAAAAAGAAUGUAAAUAUUUAUACUUUCCCACAUCAUUUUCGAUGUAUGCAGAAUGUAUGCGGGAACGAAUUUCAAAAUAUCUUAAUAUUUCAUUUUCGGUUUCGGCUUCGGUUUCGGCCAAAAUUCAUUUUUAACUUUCGGUAUUUUUUCGGUUUCGGCCGAAAGUCAUUUUAAACUUUCGGCCUAUUUUCGACUUCGGCCGAAAUCAUGAAAUCACUUUCGGUCGGUCUCUAUGACAAAGGCUUUUUGAUGAUCACUUCCAGUGGCUUGUGAUCUGUCUCUACUGUGACCUGGCGCCAAUAGACAUAGUAAUGAAAAUGUUCAACUCCGAACACUACGGCAAGCAUUUCUUUUUCCAUCUGAGCAUAUCUUUUUUCACAUUCUGUUAAAGACCUAGAUGCAUAAGCCACCGGUCUCUCACUUUGAAUGAACACUGCUCCAAGUCCUUCUUGCGAAGCAUCCACUGACACCUUGACUGGCUUUGAUACAUCAUAAGACGCUAGCACUCAUGCUGAUGUGAUUACAUUUUUUAAUUGAUCCACUGCAUUUUGCUGUUGCUCAAGCCACACCCACUCGUUAUCUUGUUUGAUCAACUCUCGCAGGGGUGCAAUUAUAUCUGUUAGAUUUGGGACAAAUUUUCCAAGAUAAUUAACCAUUCCUAAAAAUCGUUCCAACUCUUUGCGAUUUGAGGGACAUGGUAUGGACUGUAUCGCCUCAAUUUUAGAGUUAUCGGGUCUAAUUCCCCUAUCCGUAAUGGCAUGGACUGUAUCGCCUCAAUUUUAGAGUUAUCGGGUCUUAUUCUCCUAUCCGUAAUGGCAUGGACUGUAUCGCCUCAAUUUUAGAGUUAUCGGGUCUAAUUCACCUAUCCGUAAUGACAUGGACUGUAUCGCCUCAAUUUUAGAGUUAUCGGGUCUUAUUCCCCUAUCCGUAAUGGCAUGGACUGUAUCGCCUCAAUUUUAGAGUUAUCGGGUCUUAUUCCCCUAUCCGUAAUAAUGUGUCCUACAAAUUUUACUUCAUUGACCCUCCAACAGCAUUUUGAUGGUUUCAAUUUUAUCCCUUUUUCUCUGGCUGUAUCGAGUACUUUCUUCAAUCUUUUAUCAUGUUCUUCUAUAGUUCUGCCAGAUAUCAGAAUUUCGUCCAUGUAAGUUUCAACACCUGGAAUAUUUUCAAAAACCUGGUGGAACCAUUUAGCAAAUACUUCUGCAGAAGAAUUGAGCCCGAAUGGUAGUCUCAUAAACUUGUACCUUCCAAAAGGUGUAUUGAAAGUUGUUAGAUCUGUACAAUUUUUUUCAAGUCUAAUUUGCCGAAAAGCUGAGUUUGCGUCCAACACAGUGAAUACUUUGCUUCCAACAAGUCUGCUAGAUAUUUCUUCCAUGGUGGGUAAUUGGUAAUGUUCCCGUUGAAUGGCAGUGUUAAGGUCUUUAGGAUCAAGACAGAUCCUUAAACCACUUCCUUGUUUUCAACAAUAACCAGCGAGUUGACCCAUGCCGUGGGAUGAUCCACUUUCUCAAUGACACCUUCAUUUUCCAUGCGCUCAAUUUCUUUCUUGAGGUCAUCUCGCAAUGCCGCUGGAACUUUUCUAGCAGCAUGUACCACUGGCCUAAUAAGUGGGUCAAUUUUGAUUUUGUACUCCUCUUCCAUGGAACCAAGACCACUGAAAACAUCUGCAUAAGAAGACAAUGUUUCAUCUCCAAUAACAUUCACUCUUUUGAUAAGAUUGAGUUGCUGGCAACCUGGCAGUCCCAUGAAUCGCUUGGAUUGGGUUUUUACAAUUUGAAACCCCAACAUCUCAGUUUUUUCCUUUACUGUGCAUUUGAUCAAUGCCUUGCCCACAACAGACAAUCGUUCACGACUGUAUGUCGUAAGUCUUGCAGUUGACUCCAGAAGUCCUUUCUUUCGAAAUUGACUAAACAGUUUAUAAGGGAGAAUGUUCACCUCCGCUCCAGUAUCCAGUGUGAAGGUUAUUUGCCUCCCCUCAAGAGUCACUACAGAUUUCCACUCAUUGCUAAGUAUGUUUUUUAGGGAAACAUUACCGAUGAAAAAUGUUUCUUCACUGGCUCUAAAGUUAUCUUCUGAUUGUGAAGUGACAACUCUAAUAGACCUGCAUACAGAUGAAAAAUGAUUCUGUACCCAUCAGCCCCCAUUCAUCAGCCCCCAUCAAACAGCCCCCAUCCAUCAGCCCCCGCCAAUCAGCCCCCACCCAUCAGCCACCACCUGUCAGCCCCCACCCAUCAGCGCCCACCAAUCACCCCCACCCAUCAGCCCUCACCAAUCAGCCCCCAGUCAUCAGCCCUCACCCAUCAGCCCCCACCUAUCAGCCCUCACCAGCAGCCCCCACACAUCAGCCCUCACCCAUCAGCCCCCACCCAUCAGCCCCCACCCAUCAGCCCCCACCUAUCAACCCCCACCUAUGAGCCCUCACCCAUCAGCCCCCACAUAUCAGCCCUCACCCAUCAGCCCUCACCGAUCAGCUCCCACCCUCUUUACUAAUUAUGUAUACCACAACAUAUGUGCAUUUACGUUACUUUGCACGGCAUGUGCUUUUUGUAGCACACCUGGUGCUUUAUGUUUAGUUAAAUGAUGUGCUUUCUGCAGCACACCUGGUGCUUUAUGUUUAGUUAAAUGAUGUGCUUUCUGCAGCACACCUGGUGCUUUAUGUUUAGUUAAAUGAUGUGCUUUCUGUAGCACACCUGGUGCCUUAUGUUUAGUUAAAUGAUGUGCUUUACUCGGUCAUGUGCUAUCAAUAUUCGCGUACGCUAAAUGAUUCACAGUGUUUCAUAAUGAAGAAACAAUGACACAUUUAGCUGUACAGCAAGCCGAUCAUUUUAAAAUGGAUUUCAAAUAUUAUAUCUAAAAAUAAUUAUACUGAUAAUAAUAAUGAAUAUCAUGGACCAUAUUGUGUUGAUCAGCGUAUCAAGUAUUGUAUGCUAAAUGUCAUGCUAUGAUGCCAUGAUUGUGCUGUCAUGAUUGUGAUGUCACGAUUCUGUGUCACGAUUGAAUUUUCAUAACUGAAUUGUAUUGUCAUGAUUGUAAUGCCAUGAUUGUUAUAUCAUAAUUGUGAUGCCCUGAUUGUAAGGCCAUGCUUGUGAUAUUAUAAUUGUGAUGCUAUGAUUGUUCCGUAAGGAUUGUGAAGGCAUGAUUGUGAUGUUACGAUUGUGAUGGCAUAAUUGUGAUGGUAUGAGUGUGGUGUCAUGAUUGUCAUGGCAUAAUUGUGAUGGUAUGAGUGUGGUGUCAUGAUUGUCAUGGCAUAAUUGUGAUGGUAUGAGUGUGGUGUUAUGAUUGUCAUGGCAUAAUUGUGAUGGUAUGAGUGUGGUGUUAUGAUUGUCAUGGCAUAAUUGUGAUGGUAUGAGUGUGGUGUUAUGAUUGUGAUGUCAAAAUUGUGAUGGUAUGAGUUUGGUGUUAUGAUUGUGAUGGAAUAAUUGUGAUGGUAUGAGUGUGGUGUCAUGAUUGUGAUGGCAUAAUUGUGAUGGUAUGAGUGUGGUGUCAUGAUUGUGAUGGCAUAAUUGUGAUGGUAUGAGUAUGGUGUUAUGAUUGUGAUGGCAUAAUUGUGAUGGUAUGAGUGUGGUGUUAUGAUUGUGAUGGCACAAUUGUGAUGGUAUGAGUGUGGUGUCAUGAUUGUGAUGGCAUAAUUGUAAGGUAUGAGUGUGGUGUCAUGAUUGUGAUGGCACAAUUGUGAUGGUAUGAGUGUGGUGUCAUGAUUGUGAUGGCAUAAUUGUGAUGGUAUGAAUAUGGUGUUAUGAUUGUGAUUGCACAAUUGUGAUGGUAUGAGUGUGGUGUCAUGAUUGUGAUGGCAUAAUUGUGAUGGUAUGAGUGUGGUGUUAUGAUUGUGAUGUCAUAAUUGUGAUGGUAUGAGUGUGGUGUUAUGAUUGUGAUGGCAUAAUUGUGAUGGUAUGAGUGUGGUGUCAUGAUUGUGAUGGCAUAAUGGUGAUGGUAUGAGUGUGGUAUUAUGAUUGUGAUGGCAUAGUUGUGAUGGUAUGAGUGUGGUGUCAUGAUUGUGAUGGCACAAUUGUGAUGGUAUGAGUGUGGUGUCAUGAUUGUGAUGGCAUAAUUGUGAUGGUAUGAAUAUGGUGUUAUGAUUGUGAUUGCACAAUUGUGAUGGUAUGAGUGUGGUGUCAUGAUUGUGAUGGCAUAAUUGUGAUGGUAUGAGUGUGGUGUUAUGAUUGUGAUGUCAUAAUUGUGAUGGUAUGAGUGUGGUGUUAUGAUUGUGAUGGCAUAAUUGUGAUGGUAUGAGUGUGGUGUCAUGAUUGUGAUGGCAUAAUGGUGAUGGUAUGAGUGUGGUAUUAUGAUUGUGAUGGCAUAGUUGUGAUGGUAUGAGUAUGGUGUUAUGAUUGUGAUGGCUUGCUUAUAAAGCGUCCCGACAUUUCCAUUACACAACUUGCUACGCCAUUAACGAGAUGUGACAGCUGUGGGGCAUCACAGGAAAGUCAGAAACUAGGGUAAUAAGGGGAGAAGAGACUGCAAUCAGGUUAGCACAAUAUAAGAUGAGUUCAACAAUUUCACAUUUCUUUUGCUGCCCACGAAUACUACGUCCAAGCUGAGUGAUAGUUCUUAUUUUUAUUUUGAUACAGUUUUUUUUCUGUUAUUUUGUUCGCUGACGAAGGCUUUCUGCCGACACAUUCGUCGUUUUGUUGCGUUUCUUUUUUCCGGUUUAACCCUACUCUGUUUUACUCAUCUUAAGUCAGUAACUAUUUCAGAGUAUCUUAUUUCCACAGUAACAUCCUUUGUCAGAUUGGUUGUAGGAGUCGAUCUCUUGUGGGGAAACCCUCGGCCACUCAUCUCAUCAACCUGAAUAUUAGAUUUUCUGUGCAUCAUUUUUUUCUUCAUUUUUGCAGUUUUUUUUCUUCUGAAUUAUUACACGGCUUUUUAAAAAUCAAAAUCCAUUUCAUCAAACGUCUGUUUUGCAAUUUUGUACUCUUUGCGAGCGCAGACUAGCAGCCAGUGCAGCUCUCUCAGAAGUGUUUUAGCAUGCCAUCUGUAUGACAGUAUCACAACUCUAUCAUUAUGACAGUAUCAACAUGCCAUCAUUAUGGCAGUAUCAACACGUCAUUAUUAUGAAAGUAUCAACAUCCCAUUAUUAUGACAGUAUCAAUAUACCAUCAUUAUGAUAUUAUCAACCAUUAACGCUCAAUAUAUUUUGUUUAAAGUCAUACAAUAUGUAGAGUCAUAGAAUAUGUGGAUUCAUACAUUAUGUAGAGUGGGUGCUGGGUGGCCAAGUGGACUUAACUGAGCAUAUCUCAAGUUGGUGGUCUGGAGUUCAAUUCCAGCCAGAGCCAAGUCAAGCAAAAACACCACCAGGACCCCGGGUGGAUGGGACUCGUUAGCCCUGGAUGGCAAUUCAUCUAAGAGAAGGAAACUUUGAAAUCAAACCCCGAGAUGGAGUCCCGAAAGGCGGAUAACAUUGAUACAAUGAAACAUUCCGACAACUCCUGCAACGCCACUGGUGCCAAGCUGUAUCAUCCAAUGAUGUUCCCUAGGGUUAUCCAGCGGCGUGGAGAGAGGCGAUCUGCUGUUGGGAACCAGCUUAUAAUCCUUGAAGAAUAAUCCCAGGUCAUGUGGAUUUUGUCCUCCGAAACCCACUCCAUCGUCACAUUGUGACGGACGGAUGUCAGCAAAAAGAUCUAUACAAAAUGCACAUGUAAAUUAGAACAUGUGACAUAAUACACAUUGCAUCAACUAAAGAAAGUCCAAUGAUUUAAGUAAACUAGACACCAUGACAUAAGUAAAUCAGAACCAAUGACAUGUACACUAGAACCUAUGGCAUAAGUACAUUAAAACUCAAGACAUCUAUAAAUUAGAACCAAAGACAUAUUUAUAUUAGACCCGGGAGUCAGUCCAUUAGACCCGGGACGUCAGUCCAUUAGACCCGGGACGUCAGUCAAUUAGACCUGGAACGUCAGUCCAUUAGACCCGGGACGUCAGUCAAUUAGACCCGGGACGUCAGUCAAUUAGACCCGGGACGUCAGUCAAUGAGACCCGGAACGUCAGUCCAUUAGACCCGGAACGUCAGUCCAUUAGACCCGGAACGUCAGUCCAUUAGACCCGGGACGUCAGUCCAUUAGACCCGGGACGUCAGUCCAUUAGACCCGGGACGUCAGUCCAUUAGACCCGGGACGUCAGUCCAUUAGACCCGGGACGUCAGUCCAUUAGACCCGGGACGUCAGUCCAUUAGACCCGGGACGUCAGUCCAUUAGACCCGGGACGUCAGUCCAUUAGACCCGGGACGUCAGUCCAUUAGACCCGGGACGUCAGUCCAUUAGACCCGGGACGUCAGUCCAUUAGACCCGGGACGUCAGUCCAUUAGACCCGGGACGUCAGUCCAUUAGACCCGGGACGUCAGUCCAUUAGACCCGGGACGUCAGUCCAUUAGACCCGGGACGUCAGUCCAUUAGACCCGGGACGUCAGUCCAUUAGACCCGGGACGUCAGUCCAUUAGACCCGGGACGUCAGUCCAUUAGACCCGGGACGUCAGUCCAUUAGACCCGGGACGUCAGUCCAUUAGACCCGGGACGUCAGUCCAUUAGACCCGGGACGUCAGUCCAUUAGACCCGGGACGUCAGUCCAUUAGACCCGGGACGUCAGUCCAUUAGACCCGGGACGUCAGUCCAUUAGACCCGGGACGUCAGUCCAUUAGACCCGGGACGUCAGUCCAUUAGACCCGGGACGUCAGUCCAUUAGACCCGGGACGUCAGUCCAUUAGACCCGGGACGUCAGUCCAUUAGACCCGGGACGUCAGUCCAUUAGACCCGGGACGUCAGUCCAUUAGACCCGGGACGUCAGUCCAUUAGACCCGGGACGUCAGUCCAUUAGACCCGGGACGUCAGUCCAUUAGACCCGGGACGUCAGUCCAUUAGACCCGGAACGUCAGUCCAUUAGACCCGGGAGGUCAGUCCAUUAGACCCGGGACGUCAGUCCAUUAGACCCGGGACGUCAGUCCAUUAGACCCGGGACGUCAGUCCAUUAGACCCUGGACGUCAGUCCAUUAGACCCGGGAGUCAGUCCAUUAAACCCGGGACGUCAGUCCAUUAGACCCGGGACGUCAGUCAAUUAAACCCGGAACGUCAGUCCAUUAGACCCUGGACGUCAGUCCAUUAGACCCUGGACGUCAGUCCAUUAGACCCGGGAGUCAGUCUAUUAGACCCGGGACGUCAGUGCAUUAGACCCGGGACGUCAGUCCAUUAGACCCGGGAGUCAGUCCAUUAGACCCGGGACGUCAGUGCAUUAGACCCUUGACGUCAGUACAUUAGAAUCCGUUACAUAUGUGAUUUUGAACCCAUGAUAUCCCAAAAUUAGAACCCAUGAAAUAGUUAAAUAUUCUUGAAUGUUUAACAUCCUUGGGGAUUCAGGUUCGCUACUUAUUGAAUUCUAUUUGGCAGUGGUUCACAACCUUUUAUACUCGCGGAGCAUUUUUCAGAAUCAAUUUUUGUGGGGAAUGCUUUGCCUACCCCAUGCCUUAUAAGUAAAUAGUGCUAUAGAAGUUCUUGGUUGAGCCACGAAAUGGUUUCUGUGACCCAUAUGACCUUGGGAGCACAUAUUGGGCUCGGUAGACAGUGUCAGGAAGUGCAGGAAGACAGUAUCACGAAGUGCAAGAAGACAGUGUCAGGAAGUGCAGGAAGACAGUUUCAGGAAGGGCAGGAAGACAGUGUCAGGUAGUGCAAGGAGACAGUGUCACGAAGUGCAGGAAGACAGUGUCAUGAAGACAGUGUCAGAAAGCGCAGGAAGACAGUGUCAGGAAGUUAAGGAAGACAGUGUCAGGGAGUGCCGGAAGAUAGUGUCAGGAAGUGCAGGAAUACAGUGUCAGGAAGUGCAUGAAGACAGUGUCUGAAGUGCAGGAAGACAGUGUCAGGAAGUGCAGGAUGACAGUGUCAGGAAGUGCAGGAAUCAGUGUCAGGAAGUGCAGGAAGAGAGUGUCAGGAAGUGCAGGAAGACAGUGUCAGGAAGUUCAGGAAGACAAUGUCAUUGAGUGCAUGAAGACAGUGUCAGGAAGUUCAGGAAGACAGUGUCAGGUAGUACAUGAAGACAGUAUCACGAAGUGCAGGAAGACAGUGUCAGGAAGUGCAGGAUGACAGUGUUAGAAAGGGCAGGAAGACAGUGUCAGGAAGUGCAGGAAUACAGUGUCAGGAAGUGCAGUAAGACAGUGUCAGGGAGAACAUGAAGACAGUAUCACGAAGUGCAGAAAGACAGUGUCAGGACGUGCAGGAAGACAGUGUCAGGAAGUGCAGGAAGACAGUGUCAGGAAGUGCAGGAAGACAGUGUCAGGAAGUGCAGGAAGACAGUGUCAGGAAGUGCAGGAAGACAGUGUCAGGUAGACAGUGUCAGGUAGACAGUGUCAGGAAGUGCAGGAAGACAGUGUCAGGUAGACAGUGUCACGUAGACAGUGUCAGGAAGUGCAGGAAGACAGUGUCAGGUAGACAGUGUCACGUAGACAGUGUCAGGAAGUGCAGGAAGACAGUGUCAGGUAGACAGUGUCACGUAGACAGUGUCAGGUAGACAGUGUCAGGUAGACAGUGUCACGUAGACAGUGUCAGGUAGACAGUGUCAGGAAGUGCAGGAAUAUCCAGAAAAUAGGUUAAAAAAAAUGUAAUCGUAAAAAUGAAAUAUUAUUGAAAUCUAGUUGAGGAUCAGGAAAUGUUUUGAAAUCAAGAGGGGACUUUUGUGACCCUGGAAAAAUGAUUUAGAACCCCCGAUCUAGACCGUUGCGCAACGUUUGUUUGUUUUGUAGGCGUAUAAUAGAAAUCCAACAUAAGUGAGUUGUGGGGAUCACUGUGGACAAGUGUGGAGAUCACUGUGGACUAGUGGGGAGAUCACUGUGGACUAGUGGGGAGAUCACUGUGGACAAGUGGGGAGAUCACUGUGGACUAGUGGGGAGAUCACUGUGGACAAGUGGGGAGAUCACUGUGGAUUAGUGGGGAGAACACUGUGGACUAGUGGGGAGAUCACUGUGGACUAGUGGGGAGAUCACUGUGGACAAGUGGGGAGAUCACUGUGGACUAGUGGGGAGAUCACUGUGGACAAGUGGGGAGAUCACUGUGGAUUAGUGGGUCUGUGGACUAGUGGGGAGAUCGCUGUGGACAAGUGGGGAGAUCACUGUGGAUUAGUGGGGAGAUCACUGUGGACUAGUGGGGAGAUCACUGUGGACUAGUGGGGAGAUCACUGUGGACAAGUGGGGAGAUCACUGUGGACUAGUGGGGAGAUCACUGUGGACAAGUGGGGAGAUCACUGUGGACAAGUGGGGAGAUCACUGUGGACAAGUGGGGAGAUCAUUGUGGACAAGUGGGGAGAUCACCUUGGAAAAGUGUGGAGAUGAAUGCGGACAAGUGGGGAGAUCACUGUGGACAAGUGGGAAGAUCACUGUGGACGAGUGGGGAGAUCACUGUGGACCCAUGUUGAGAUCACUGUGGACAAGUGUGGAGAUCACUGUGGUUAAGUGGGGAAUCACUGUGGACUAGUGGGGAGAUCACUGUGGACAAGUGUGGAGAUCACUGUGGACAAGUGGGGAGAUCACUGUUGACGAGUGGGGAGAUCACUGUGGACAAGUGGGGAGAUCACUGUUGACGAGUGGGGAGAUCACUGUGGACAAGUGGGGAGAUCACUGUUGACGAGUGGGAAGAUCACUGUGGACGAGUGGGGAGAUCACUGUGGACCCAUGUUGAGAUCACUGUGGACAAGUGUGGAGAUCACUCUGGUUAAGUGGGGAAUCACUGUGGACUAGUGGGGAGAUCACUGUGGACAAGUGUGGAGAUCACUGUGGACAAGUGGGGAGAUCACUGUGGACAAGUGUGGAGAUCACUGUGGACAAGUGGGGAGAUCACUGUGGACAAGUGUGGAGAUCACUGUGGACAAGUGGGGAGAUCACUGUUCACAUGUGUGGAAAUUGCUAAGGUUUUUUUAGUCGUAGAGAGAGAGAGAGAGAAAGAGAGUUCAAUCGAAUGGCACAAUUGAAUUGAAAUCAAUAUUUUAAUAGAUUGAAAACAAUAGAAAUAUGAAUAUGGAGUGUAUAACAGUUGGUUAUGGCGCAAUUGAUAAUAAUUACGAUAUAUUGUGUGGGAGAGAAUGGAAAAACUGAGUGGGAGAAUGUGAAAGGUGUAAUGAGAGAUUUGAAAGAGUUUGUGAGAAAAUGGGAAACAUUUACUUUGAGUAUGGGACAGAUUUGGUGAGACAGUCGAAAUGAUUGUGUGAUAGGGCCGGAAUGAUUGAGUGAAAGAGAUCUUAAGGGAUAAAAUGGACAGGUAUAGUUAGAGAGAAGAGAGACAGAGCGUGUGUGUAACUGCAGGAGUGGGGGAAGACAUGUGAGACUCUGUUGGAGAGACUACUUGGAGGAGGGGUGGAAAGGCGCACAUCGAAUGUGAAAUACAUGUGUAGGAAAUAAGUACAGUUGAAACCAUUAUUGACUUCUAGAUACAAGAGACUCUGUCAUACAAAGCUUGGACCUAGAAUGACAACAACACCAAUUCACCAGUACUUGGAAAUGGCUUGAACUGAUCAAGCUGACUUUCUCACCAUCAUGACGUGUUUGCGUAAUGAAUUGCCAAACAGUCUUAAGCUGAUGGCAGAAAGAAAUAUAAGAAUAUUUGAAUUACAUACAAAGCUCCUUCAUAACUCAGAGUCUGUUAGCUAGGAUCUUUUCAAAGGCAGUCUCUUUGAGCCUUCACCCGACUGAAUCGUUAGAGUGUACGAAGGCAGUCUCUUUGAUCCGUCACCCGACUGAAUCAGACUGUACGAAGGCAGUCUCUUUGAGCCGUCACCCGACUGAAUCAGAGUGUACGAAGGCAGUCUCUUUGAGCCGUCACCCGACUGAAUCAGAGUGUACGAAGGCAGUCUCUUUGAGCCGUCACCCGACUGAAUCAUUAGAGUGCACGAAGGCAGUCUCUUUGAGCCGUCCCCCGACUGAAUCGUUAGAGUGUACGCAGGCAGUCUCUUUAAACGUCCCCUGACUGAAUCGUUAGAGUGUACGGAGGCAGUCUCUUUGAGCCGUCCCCCGACUGAAUCGUUAGAGUGUACGGAGGCAGUCUCUUUGAGCCGUCCCACGACUGAAUCGUUAGAGUGUACGAAGGCAGUCUCUUUGAGCCGUCCCCCGACUGAAUCGUUAGAGUUUACGAAGGCAGCCUCUUUGAGCCGUCCCCCGACUGAAUCGUUAGAGUGUACGAAGGCAGUCUCUUUGAGCCGUCACCCGACUGAAUCAGAGUGUACGAAGGCACUCUAUUUGAGCCGUCACCCGACUGAAUCAGAGUGUACGGAGGCAGUCUCUUUGAGCCGUCCCCCGACUGAAUCGUUAGAGUUUACGGAGGCAGUCUCUUUGAGCCGUCCCCCGACUGAAUCGUGAGAGUGUACGAAGGCAGUCUCUUUGAGCCGUCACCCGACUGAAUCGUUAGAGUGUACGGAGGCAGUCUCUUUGAGCCGUCCCCCGACUGAAUCGUUAGAGUGUACGAAGGCAGUCUCUUUGAGCCUUCCCCCGACUGAAUCUUCCCCCGACUGCAUCGUUAGAGUUUACGGAGGCAGUCUCUUUGUGCCGUCCCCGGACUGAAGCGUGAGAGUGUACGAAGGCAGUCUCUUUGAGCCGUCAACCGACUGAAUCGUUAGAGUGUACGGAGGCAGUCUCUUUGAGCCGUCCCCCGACUGAAUCGUUAGAGUGUACGAAGGCAGUCUCUUUGAGCCUUCCCCCGAUUGAAUCGUUAGAGUGUACGAUGGCAGUCUCUUUGAGCCUUCCCCCGAUUGAAUCGUUAGAGUGUACGAAGGCAGUCUCUUUGAGCCUUCCCCCGAUUGAAUCGUUAGAGUGUAAGAAGGCAGUCUCUUUGAGCCGUCCCCCGACUGAAUCGUUAAAGUGUGCGGAGGGGUCUGAAACAAAUGCGAAUUCAGGGGGUCUCGACUAUGUAUGAGAUCCAAAGUUCGAAUGUGGAAACAAAAUUGAAUUACCAACUAUGAAUUCAGGGAGGGUUUGGCGAAACUCAGAAGUGCUAGGGGGCCUUCUUAAGUCACGUGACUGCUCUGAGAACACAAACCGUGACCCGCUUCACCGUGACCCGCUUCACCGUGACCCGCUUCACCGUGACCCGCUUCACCGUGACCCGCUUCACCGUGACCCGCUUCACCGUGACCCGCUUCACCGUGACCCGCUUCACCGUGACCCGCUUCACCGUGACCNACCGUGACCCCGUUCGCCGUGACCCGCUUUACCGUGACCCGCUUCACCGUGACCCGCUUCACCGUGACCCGCUUCACCGUGACCCACUUCACCGUGACCCCCUUCACCGUGACACGCUUCACCGUGACCCGCUUCACCGUGACCCGCUUCACCGUGACCCUCUUCACCGUGACCUGCUUCACCGUGACACCCUUCACCGUGACCCACUUCACCGUGACUCGCUUCAAUGUGACCUGCUUCAUCGCAACCCGCUUCAACGUGACCCGCUUCAACGUGACCCGCCUCAACGUGAACUGCUUUAACGUGACCCGAUUUCACGUGACCUGUCUAAACGUGACCUGCUUCAACGUGACCUGCCUCAACGUGACCAGUUUCAACGUGACCCGUUCAAUAGGACUCGCUUCAAUGUGACCCGCUUCAGUGUGACCCGCUUCACAAUGACCCGCUAGAACUGCCUCUGCUAUAACGCGAAUUCAGAUAUAACGCGGUCCUGGCAUAGCUAAAAAAAAAACAUAUAUUCAUUUGCAAAUAAAUUUAUUUUAGAGGACAUUUUAAAAAAAAAAUGGGUGCCAAAAAAUUGUCCGUUGAUUCGUGGGUGAGGUGACGUAUUAAUUUGAAAAUAAUAUGAUUGCUGCCUGGUUCACGACGUUGAAAUGAGUAAGGUUACAGACGAAAGCCUCCUUUAAGAUGGUUGAUAUCGUUUGACUCAGGAACCAAGGCUCUUGCCAGACCACGUGGUAUGUGAACUUUUAGGGCGCAUUGGGUCGCGUUAGCAGCAAAGGUGUUGGUCUAAUGCAGAACCCCGUUUUAACGCGAUCCGAUUUUGGCGUUAUAUCGGGGCUCUACUGUACGUUGGUUAAAAUGUUGUCUUCGGUGUGCUUACUCUGAGGAGCUUCACACUUUUCAGGGCCAUUUAGUACCUUUCCAGACAGACUAAAUGUAUAGAAAUCACAUGAAUACGCACAAUUCACCACUCUAUAUAGAAAAGCACAAUUCACCACUCUAUAUAAAACAGCACCAUUCAACAAUCAUUAUAGAACAGCACAAUUCACCACUCUAUAUAGAACAGCACAAUUCACCAAUCUAUAUAGAGCAGCACAAUUCACCAAUCUAUAUAGAACAGCACAAUUCACCACUCUAUAAUAUAGAACAGCACAAUUCACCACUUUAUAUAGAACAGCACAAUUCACCAAUCUAUAUAGAACAGCACAAUUCACCAAUCUAUAUAGAACAGCACAAUUUAUCAAUCUAUAAAUAGAACAGCACAAUUCACCAAUCUAUACAGAACAGCACAAUUCAGCACUCUAUAUAGAACAGCAAAAUUCACCAAUCUAUAUAGAACAGCACAAUUCACCAAUCUAUAUAAAAACAGCACAGUUCACCAAUCUAUAUAUAACAGCACAAUUCAGCACUCUAUAUAGAACAGCACAAUUCACCAAUCUAUAUAGAACAGCACAAUUCACCAAUCUAUAUAAAAACAGCACAAUCACCACUCUAUAUAGAAAAUAACAACUCCGCUCAUCUGAUAGUGGCAAACUCUCGAUACCACAAGGGGCGCACUUUCGCAUUUGCUGGCCCAACAAUUUGGAACACUCUUCCUGUCGCUAUCAGAAACAGCCAGACACUGGAGUCUUUCAAAACUGAUUUGAAGACUUAUUUUUAUCGCAAACACCUGCUGGGAUGAUGCUGUCUAUCUAGCUAUUAUCAUUUAGAUGUAUAUUGGCCUGUGUUGUUUAUGGUUGCAAGGUAUGAAAGACUUAGAAUGGGUAUUCUUGUUUGUAAUUUUGUAAUGUUGAAUUUUGCACUUCAAUGUGGUAUGUACCGCGCUUCGAGCCUUUAGAUAUGAAGCGUGGUUUUUAAAUAAUCUUUAUUAUUAUUAUAUGACCACUCCAUAUAGAACAGCAAAAUUCAUCACUUUAUGGACUUAAACUUAAAGAAGGUCAUGUUUCAUUAAUCUACAUUUCUCAUGCACUUUCCAUAAAUGUAAGUGUUAAGUAUAGCUUGAUCAGCAUAGUUUGGUCAUUAUAGUUUGGUCAUUAUAGUUUGGUCAUUACAGUUUGGUCAUUAUAGUUUGGUCAUUAUAGUUUGGUCAUUAUAGUUUGGUCAUUAUAGUUUGGUCAUUAUAGUUUGGUCAUUAUAAGUUGGUCAUUAUAGUUUGGUCAUUAUAGUUUGGUCAUUAUAGUUUGGUCAUUAUAGUUUGGUCAUUAUGGUUUCUUCAUUUGUGUGCGCACUUGGCAUCCAGAAAAUAUGGUAAGCUUACUCAUUAUAGCUUGCGCCGUAUAAUUUGGUCAUUAUAGCUUGAUCAGUAUAGAAUUAGUCAAUAUAGUUUGGUUUGCAUAGAAUGUUAGACCCAGUUUAAUGAUACGACUCGCCUAUCGCCAUUUACAAGUUUUUCUUUGAGUUUAUUAUAUUCUGUCAUCUGGUGCUCAAAUAAAACUUUUUUUUUAAACGACCUUUAGCUCAGAAUGCAUUCUAUAAAUUAUGUGUAUUUUCCAGCACCAUCAACUCCUAGCACAGGGCAGGACAAGAAUGUCCCACUCUAACCAUGCCAGGUUCAACAGGAGCUCCUAUGAUCGGCUGCAUGAUGCAGAGACAGGAGACAGCAGGGAUUUUGGUGACCUCACACUCAGGAGGAAAAACAGGUAAAUAGUAAUGUGUAGGGUCACAGAUAUUCAGAGGACAGCAGCUGGUUGUAUCAGAGGUGGAUCCAGAAGACAGCAGCUGGUUGUAUCAGAGGUGGAUCCAGAAGACAGCAGCUGGUUGUAUCAGAGGUGGAUCAGAAGACAGCAGCUGGUUGUAUCAGAGGUGGAUCCAGAAGACAGCAGCUGGUUGUAUCAGAGGUGGAUCCAGAAGAUAGUAGCUGGUUGUAUCAGAGGUGGAUCCAGAAGAUAGUAGCUGUUUGUAUCAGAGGUGGAUCCAGAAGAUAGUAGAUGGUUGUAUCAGAGGUGGACCCAGAAGAUAGUAGCUGGUUGUAUCAGAGGUGGAUCCAGAAGAUAGUAGCUGGUUGUAUCAGAGGUGGAUCCAGAAGAUAUUAGCUGGUUGUACCACAGGUUGGAUCCAGAAGAUAGUGGCUGGUUGUAUCAGAGGUGGAUCCACACUAAGGACUAGCCACACUAAGGACUAGCCAUACUAAGGACUAGCCACACUAAGGACUAGCCACACUAAGGACUAGCCAUACUAAGGACUAGCCACACUAAGGACUAGCCACACUAAGAACUAGCCACACUGAGGACUAGCCAUACUAACGACUAGCCACACUAAGGACUAGCCACACUAAGGACUAACCACACUAAAGAGUAGCCACACAUAAGACUAGCCAUCCUCCAAAAGAAAGAUGCACUCAGUCACCUUUGCCUGUCAGGUAACAGUGGCAAGAACACGUGACCAAAGGUGCUGUUUGUUAACGAGUCACAGUACUGUGCGAUUUCCUGGUCAGAUUGCUUUUCAACAAUAGUUAUUGGCAGCUGCGUGAUGACGUCAUCGCAAUGACCAGGACCUGUCUGUUGCUAAAAACAUUAAUAAAUGAGACAGGUGAAAGUCACCAAGAAAAGAAAGAAAGAAAAACACCCAAUGCAAUGAUCACAUCCUGUUUACGUUUUUAGCUUCGUGACGUCACACUUUAACCGGCAAUAUUCGAUUCAGUCCAGUGGUUUUGAGUCAGGAAUAUUUUUCACACUCUUGAUUUAGUGACGUGAUUCAUAAAAGGAGUGUCUGGCUGUCCAGGCAGACGUAAAUAAUGGUGGACGUCUUUACAUUUUUUAUUUAGCGUCUGCACAUUUUUGUCACACAUUCACACACAAGGCAUACACACUUACACAGGCAACAAUGACCCCCCACCCCCUCUUCACCUGAUACCAAAGCAUAUAUUUCAACUUGCUGACCAGUCCUAAUGUAAUCUAAGUAGCACCCACAGUAGAAACUAUCUAAGUUUACGGUGACCGCAAGUGAAAGAAUUCAAGUUGGCAAAAAACAUGUGUUAUUAUAAGGUUCUUUUCUUUUAAGCUAUUGCCUUGUGAGAAAGGUGGUGUUUCUAAAAGGGAGAAAGGUGAUGUUUCUAAAAGGGAGAAAGGUGAUGUUUCUAAAAGUGAGAAAGGUGGUGCUCCUAAAAGUGAGAAAGGUGAUGUUUCUAAAAGUGAGAAAGGUGAUGCUCCUAAAAGUGAGAAAGGUGAUGUUCCUAAAAGUGAGAAAGGUGAUGUUUCUAAAAGUGAGAAAGGUGAUGUUUCUAAAAGUGAGAAAGGUGGUGCUCCUAAAAGUGAGAAAGGUGGUGCUCCUAAAAGUGAGAAAGGUGAUGUUUCUAAAAGUGAGAAAGGUGAUGUUUCUAAAAGUGAGAAAGGUGAUGUUUCUAAAAGUGAGAAAGGUGAUGUUUCUAAAAGUGAGAAAGGUGAUGUUUCUAAAAGUGAGAAAGGUGAUGUUUCUAAAAGUGAGAAAGGUGAUGUUUCUAAAAGUGAGAAAGGUGAUGUUUCUAAAAGUGAGAAAGGUGAUGUUUCUAAAAGUGAGAAAGGUGAUGUUUCUAAAAGUGAGAAAGGUGAUGUUUCUAAAAGUGAGAAAGGUGAUGUUUCUAAAAGUGAGAAAGGUGAUGUUUCUAAAAGUGAGAAAGGUGAUGUUUCUAAAAGUGAGAAAGGUGAUGUUUCUAAAAGUGAGAAAGGUGAUGUUUCUAAAAGUGAGAAAGGUGAUGUUUCUAAAAGUGAGAAAGGUGAUGUUUCUAAAAGUGAGAAAGGUGAUGUUUCUAAAAGUGAGAAAGGUGAUGUUUCUAAAAGUGAGAAAGGUGAUGUUUCUAAAAGUGAGAAAGGUGAUGUUUCUAAAAGUGAGAAAGGUGAUGUUUCUAAAAGUGAGAAAGGUGAUGUUUCUAAAAGUGAGAAAGGUGAUGUUUCUAAAAGUGAGAAAGGUGAUGUUUCUAAAAGUGAGAAAGGUGAUGUUUCUAAAAUUGAGAAAGGUGAUGUUUCUAAAAGUGAGAAAGGUGAUGUUUCUAAAAGGGAGAAAGGUGAUGUUUCUAAAAGUGAGAAAGGUGAUGUUUCUAAAAGUGAGAAAGGUGAUGUUCCUAAAAGUGAGAAAGGUGGUGUUUCUAAAAGUGAGAAAGGUGGUGUUUCUAAAAGUGAGAAAGGUGGCGGACUGUUGAAUCAGGGUGGCCCUAUGGCGGACUGUUGAAUCAGGUGACUCUAUGGCGGACUGUUGAAUCAGGUGACUCUAUGGCGGACUGUUGAAUCAGGGUGACCCUAUGGCGGACUGUUGAAUCAGGGUGACCCUAUGGCGGACUGUUGAAUCAGGGUGACUCUAUGGCGGACUGUUGAAUCAGGGUGGCCUUAUGGCGGACUGUUGAAUCAGGGUGGCCUUAUGGCGGACUGUUGAAUCAGGGUGACCCAAUGGCGGACUGUUAAAUCAGGGUGACCCUAUGGCGGACUGUUGAAUCAGGGUGACCCUAUGGCGGACUGUUGAAUCAGGGUUACCUGGCGGACUGUGUCACUGUUUGCAGCCAAUCAAUGCCACCUCUACGAGAUAGAAACAACCGAAGGGACCAUUUUGAUAUGGUCAUUUAUGUGAUAAAAAUGAUUAUUUACAAUGCCGUAAAAAAUAUUUCCAUUUUGUAGAUCAAUAAAGGGUCUUAUCUAAUAUUACAUUAGCGUAUAUUCUUCUUAUUUUAUCUUUCGAGGGCCCACGAUCAAUGAAUUGAUCAUUCUUGCUUUUAUGUUUCCAUCGGAGUUCGCCAUGUUACUGUGCAUGGUUUUCAAGGGGAUACCUCACUGGUUUCAAGGGCUACUCAGCAGUGGUAUUAUGAACUGGGGGUUGGAAGACAGGAGGCAAUAGACGCAAAUUUGUCCAGUGUAGUCGCCUCAACUGUUACUUUUGGAAGCUUGUUCCAGUCCCCUAUUGUCUUUGGCAGGAAUGAGGAGCUUCUGUACUGAGUUCUUGUUUUAUUAGCCGAAACUGCCAGUCGUGACCUCGUCGCUGUCUAGUGGGGAAAUGGAAGAGUUUCUGUUUAAUGUUGGAGCAGUGGACAAACCCAUUUUUGUUCUUGUACAACAUGGUGAGCUUGGAUAGUCGUCGUCGUUCUUCCAAUGUUGACCAGCCCAGUGUUUCUAGCAUGCUGCCAACUCUUGAGGUGUUUCUGUCGCGGUUCAUGACAAAGCGUGCUGGCCGUCGCUAGACCGCCUCCAACCUGUCGAUGCUUUUCAGGGUAAUGGGUCUCAGAUUGUAGAUGGACACUCUAAAAGUUGCCAGACAAAGGCUUUAUAGGCUUUUUCUUUCACGCUUGAGUUUCCGAUCUUCAGCUAUCGCCAUAGGAACCCCAAGGUCCUGUUUGUCAUGUUUGUCCGGUUGCACACAUUCUUAACGUGCCCGUCCCAGCGGACCUCUCUUUGAAUAGUAACACCUAGGUACCUAGCGGAGGACACUGGCUCAAGAAUAUGGCCAUGCAAUUCGUAAGAGUGGUGUAGAGGGUAUCUGCUUCUGGAGACUGGCAAUUGACGGGUUGAGAUUUCAUGUCCCAGCUCAUCUCCCACCCUACUUAACCAAUCAAUGGAACAUAUUAUUUUAGUUUGCUCUCAUACACACUUUGCGCUAUCAUACACAUUCUGCCCCACAUACACACACUGCGCCACCAUAACACUCUACGCCACCAUACACACUCUGCGCCACCAUACACACUCUGCGCCAUCAUAUACACUCCGCGCCAUCAUACACACUCCGCGCCAUCAUACACACUCCGCGCCAUCAUACACACUCCGCGCCAUCAUACACUUGCCUCUAACAUAAGUAGGAUAGAGAAUUAGAAAGCAUAGAUUUCUGUAUGUGUUACGGUGGCCAUUUGGUAAGGGGUUUUUGGACAUAAAAAAAAAUACAUUUUAUUGAAAAAAACGUGUGAAUGAGGUAAGACAAGAUCAGAUGUGAUGAGAUAAGAUGAGCUCAGAUAAGAUCUGAUGAGAUAAGAUGUGCUCAGAUAAUAUGUGAUAAGAUAAGAUGAGAUGAAAUAAGAUGCUUUAUUGAUCAUAAGAAAUGGAAAUUUGUUUUGAUUACAUUGCGCAUAUUCUUUUCAGCUUUGAAAGUUUUUGAAUGUCCCCCCCUCCCCCCUCCAAGUCCCUUGUUAUAUAACAAAGCGUUGGAUACAGGGGUCUCCAAACUUUUCAGCCCAAGGGCCGCAUUAACUAUCAAACAGCAGUUCGGGGUCGACUACACACUCGAGGUCCAAAUAAAAAAUCAAAAAUCAAAACAUGGAUGUUGUUUUUAAUUAUUUAUUUAAAAAUUAUUUCAUUCAGUUAUUAUUUAAUAACACUUGGUACACGUCACAUGAACACCUGUAUUGGUUGGCAUGGUGAAAUUAUUUCCUGGAUGCCAAAAUAGCAGAUAUUUCUGGCUUUAGAUUUAAUGUCCCUAACAUCAACAGUGACCUAAGAUUAUCAUCGGACAAGUUUGUUCUCAAAUUGUUCUUCACAAAUUUCAUUCUUGAAAAUGUUUGUUUACACAGUUAUAUUGUUCCAAAGACAGAAAGGUAACUUGAUGCCACAGUUUUGACAUUAGGAAAUUCUUCCUUGGGCAAAACUGGUAAAAACAACCAGUCUUUCUGUGAACUUGACCCCAAGGAAGUCAUUUGCUUGCAACUCAUUGACCUCGAGCUGCAUUUCAUCUGGGCAACUGGCCACAUCUGAUUCAAAUUGGUUUUGGAACAGUCUCACUUUUUCUGCCUUUGAAUCCAAGUCAGAAAACCGCUGCUGAAACUGCAGCUGGAGGUCUUUGAUGAUCUCGCAUGCAAAUGACGUUGUGGACCUCCGCUGUUGCUUCAGCCAUGAAGAACGUCCACUGCUGAAAGUGUGUCAAGUUGUUUGCCUGUACUUGUUCCAAAAACAAGACGAGUUUGGAUCUGAAGGCCUUUAGGUGGAUCUAUAGAUCAGGAACUAGAUUUUCCUCUCUUUGUAGCUUUAGGUUCAGAAAAUUUAAAUUACUAGUGAUGUUUUCAGCAAAGACCCAUUUCCAUACCCACUCUUCAUCAGACACUAAUGGCUGUGGCUUGCCUUUACUUUACAGAAAGUCACUUAUUUCCUUUCUUAACUUAAAUACUCUGCUCAGAACUUUCUCACAACUUAGCCAUCUUACUGCUGUGUAAUAUGGUAAAUCUUGCAAUUCUGUGUCUGUAUCUUUCAACAGGUCUCUGAACUGUCUAGGUCUAUGGCCGCAUCCGGCCCGCGGGCCGUUGUUUGGGGACCCCUGCGUUUGAAGAACCAUUGUUUGAACGGUUGUCGGAGUCUUCAAAGUGCCAUGCCAACCAUUGUGUUCAUGCCAACCAUUGUGUUCAGGCCAACCAUUGUGUUCAGACCAGCCAUUGUGUUCAGGCCAACCAUUGUGUUCAGGCCAGCCAUUGUGUUCAGGCCAGCCAUUGUGUUCAGGCCAACCAUUGUGUUCAGGCCAGCCAUUGUGUUCAGGCCAAACAGUGUUUUCAGGCCAGCCAUUAUGUUCAGGCCAGCCAUUGUGUUCAGGCCAACCAUUCUGUUCAGGCCAACCAUUGUGUUCAGGCCAAACAGUGUGUUCAGUCAGUUAAUCUGUUAAAUGUGGAGGCUCUUGGGUGUGCGUUGUCAUUUUGAACACUGUCUGAUCAUUUUGUUCGAACGGAGCUCUCUGCUCUCUUCAAGAUCAAAGACAAUCAUAACGUCAUAAUGUUAAGAAGGCGAGGUCAGAGGUGAGCUAACAGUCUGUGCAAAUGGGUUAGGGAUAAAUUAGGGUCAAAGGUCAAUACAUUGUUGUAAGAAUAACGUUGUCUUCUUCUUCCACCAACGCAAAGAUUCUUUUAAAAAAAUUGUAUUUAUAAUUGUCAUUAGAUUUGUCAUUUUUAAAUUAUACACCAGGUUUGGAAAGAAAAGUAUAAAGAUUAUCGCGCCAGAAUAAUAAUUUUUUGUGUGUGUAACUCAUGAAAUCUAAGAGAAUCCGAACAUAAAUAAGCAACAGCCAGUGGUUGGUCUCAUUGCUCUCGUUAAGAUUUGCGACACAGAGACUCUCUUUCAAGGCGUCCUCUGAGUUUAGGCUCAAUAGCAACACGCCGUCCAAGAACACAUGCUUCACCUAUUGGCUCGUGUGUUUCGAUCGAGAAGAUUUCCUACAACACAAUACUGAAGUAAACAGAGCUCCUCUACUAGGAUAUUUCUCAUGGCUCUACUUCUGUGUGUCAGCCAUACCUCACUAAUCAACUCAGGUCCCUAAAUUUUUUUUUUAUCCAUAGCUGGAGACAUAAGACUCGACCUAACAGUUUCGACAUUCAAUCCACAUCCGUGGUCAAAAUCUCCCAUGGAUAAAAUAUGCGCGCCUUGUUUUUAUAAGGAUAUGUAAAUGUAGUAUUUACAGAUGUGCACACCUUGUAGUAUAGAAAAGGGAGAGGGGGGGGGGGAGGAGUACGCCCUUAUUUUCCGAAGGUUCGGGUCAUGUCAACGCACAAGUUAAACACUUAUUACAUUUUGGGGGGGGGGGUGCUGUGGCGUAAGAAGCUAUGUCCUAUAUACCUUCUGACCUUCUGCAAAUUAGGCUGUGUUCAGUGUGACUGCGCUUACCUGACGGUCCCUUUAGUAUGACUGUCUGAGAGUUUGAUAGUAAGACUGUCGAAGCGUUGCAGUACGUCUUUCGGGACACUGGAUAGUGGAUAGUGGACUGUUGAGGAUUGGAUAACUGCUAGAAUGAUCCACCACACUCGUGUGUAAGUUAGUCUGUGUGGUUUUUUUUUAAAAAUAAAUUUUAUUUUGUAAGGGAUGGGGUCAAGGCAGCUGCUUGUACCUUUGUUUUGAUCUAAGAGCUUUGAGAUUAGAGGCUCAAUUAAAGUGUUAUGAUGAAUAAUUAGGGCUUCGUCUUUGCACAUGUAUGAAUGCCAUGAUGUCGCUGUAGGUAAUGGGAUCCCCUCAGCUGCGGUAGUUGAGGCCAAUCAUAGGAUAUGUAACUAUGGGCCAUGAUUGUAUUUCGUUGACGUGGUAGAAUGACAUAUCAUUUCCAUCACGUUGCUGUGUCGUGGUUAAUCGUAUAUUCAAGGAUUUGAUGAAAUAUUCGUAGAAUAAAUCAAUGGCUUAUCUUGACGAUAGCAUAAAUUAUACAAGAGUUAAUGUUCCAAUACUAUACAGGGGCGUAGGAACUAUGUUCGGGGGGGGGGGCGUGGGGCGGUCCAAGCGGUUGACAAUUUUUUGAGGUCGGCAUUUUCUGUUUACUUCAAAUACUACGUACGUUUAAUUUUUAUUGUGUUUUCUGAAUGUCUCACCAUUUUCGCGACUUAGUGGCAGCAAAGUCAAAGAUUGUCUCGGGCGUCACGAGUUACGGACACCUGAAGGCACUGGCAUAAUAGAAUUAAUAAUAUAAUAAUUGUUUCACACACUAAUGUGCACCAAAAGAACGAUCCCCUAGAUAUUGGUCCAACUUGAUAUGUCGUGAGAUAUCAUUGGUGUAACCAGGGCUGUGGCCGGCAAUUGAUAUGUCGUGAGAUAUCAUUGGUGUAACCAGGGCUGUGGCCGGCAAUUGAUAUGCCGUGAGAUAUCAUUGGUGUAACCAGGGCUGUGGCCGGCAAAAAGCUACGCACGGAGCAAAGCCUUCAUUGUGCCCCCUAAAGUAUAUUAUAAUAAUACCCAUGUUUCACAUGAAGUAAAAGACUUUUAGCACCCUCUGAAGUUGGUCCCCUUCACCAUCCUUCUAAUGGCCCGGUAUACAAUAGUUAUAUCUCUGAAGUUGGCCCCCUUCCCCCUCCUUCUAAUGGCCCGGUAUACAAUAGUUAUUUGUCUGAAGUUGGCCCCAUUCCUCCUCUUUCUAAUGGCCCGGUAUACAAUAGUUAUAUCUCUGAAGUUGGUCCCCUUGACCAUCCUUCUAAUGGCCCGGUAUACAAUAGUUAUAUCUCUAAAAUUGGGCACUUUCCCCCUCCUUCUAAUAGCCCGGUAUAAUUACAAAAGUUUUAUUGUUGUAGACCAUUGGUACACCAUUAACUGAAAAGAGCAUUUUCAUCAAUGUGUUGAAUCAGGUUAAACGUCUAUCUCAAUACAAAUUGAUAAAACCAUCAUAACACAGUUUACUAAUCAUCCAUGACGGCGCCACGCGUCAGAAAAUGCAAGGGGGUGGGGUGCCAUGAGUAAGGGGUGGUGUGUGAUUAAAGGGUCUGUUUAGCGUUACUAAUUUGUGACGUCAUUUAAGGCUAAAAAAAAAUUAAACCAAUGUUUCCCCAACAUUCUCUAUACUCUGCACCCCUUGGAAUUAUUUGACUAGUCUUGCAACCCUAGGAAUUAUUUGACUAGUCUUGCACCCCUAGGAAUUAUUUGACUAGUCUUGCACCCCUAGGGAUUAUUUGAAUAGUCUCGCACCCCCUACGGAUUAUUUGACUAGUCUAGCACCCCUAAGAAUUCAUUGACUAGUCUCAUACCCCCUACACAAAUUAAAUUUAAAUUUAAUUUAAUUUAAAAUUUGAAUAAAAUGGACUUGUGACUUGUUACAUUAAGGAAAAUGUACAUAGGGAAAUGUUAAAAUGUAGAUCAACAUUUAUAGCAUAAAUGAAAAGCUACUGUUUCCUAUGUUCUUUUAAUCCAUUUCCUUGCACUCUCUGAAGUGAAUCUGUUGCACUCUCUCAAGUGAAUCUGUUGCACUCUCUCAAGUGAAUCUGUUGCACUCUCUCAAAUGAAACUGUUGUAUUCUCUGAAUUGAAUCUGUUGCACUCUCUGAAGUGAAUCUGUUCCACUCUCUCAAAUGAAACUGUUGCACUCUCUCAAAUGAAUCUUUUGCACUCUCUGAAGUAAAUCUGUUGCACUCUCUGAAGUGAAUCUGUUCCACUCUCUCAAAUGAAACUGUUGCACUCUCUCAAAUGAAUCUUUUGCACUCUCUGAAGUAAAUCUGUUGCACUCUCUGAAGUAAAUCUGUUGCACUCUCUGAAGUGAAUCUGUUGCACUCUCUGAAGUGAAUCUGUUGCACUCUCUGAAGUAAAUCUGUUGCACUCUCUGAAGUAAAUCUGUUGCACUCUCUGAAGUAAAUCUGUUGCACUCUCUGAAGUAAAUCUGUUGCACUCUCUGAAGUAAAUCUGUUGCACUCUCUGAAGUAAAUCUGUUGCACUCUCUGAAGUGAAUCUGUUGCACUCUCUGAAGUAAAUCUGUUGCACUCUCUGAAGUAAAUCUGUUGCACUCUCUGAAGUAAAUCUGUUGCACUCUCUGAAGUGAAUCUGUUGCACUCUCUGAAGUGAAUCUGUUGCACUCUCUGAAGUAAAUCUGUUGCACUCUCUGAAGUAAAUCUGUUGCACUCUCUGAAGUAAAUCUGUUGCACUCUCUGAAGUAAAUCUGUUGCACUCUCUGAAGUAAAUCUGUUGCACUCUCUGAAGUGAAUCUGUUGCACUCUCUGAAGUAAAUCUGUUGCACUCUCUGAAGUAAAUCUGUUGCACUCUCUGAAGUAAAUCUGUUGCACUCUCUGAAGUGAAUCUGUUGCACUCUCUGAAGUGAAUCUGUUGCACUCUCUGAAGUAAAUCUGUUGCACUCUCUGAAGUGACUCUGUUAUACAUUUCUUGAAGUUGUGAAAUAUAUACAAACAGCCAAUCCAAAUAAACGAAGACUGUGGAACUCUUCCAUGAUACAACAAUUAUUUAAAGCAUUUUAAUAACCCAUGCAAGGCUAUUUACCUGAUGGGAAUGGAUAUUCCAUAUCGUUGUGCAUAUAGACCCUAAGACAUGGAUGUUCCAUAUCGUCCUGUAUAUAUCUUUAAACUUUACUAUCCUGACUGAUUCCCCCUCUGAUCGAGAAGCAAUGCUGCUGGUUAGCCGUCCAUGGCUUGACAUGUAAAUAGUUCUUGAAUAUGAGGAGUGAAUAUACAUUUGUUUUGUUUUAUUUAAUUGAUGUAUGUUAAUUUUUAAGUUCACGAUUAUGUUUGUUACAUUGCACCACCAACAAUAAUAAUAAUAAUAAUAAUAAUAAUAAUAAUAAUAUAGUCUCUAAGACAUGGCUAUUCCAUAUCGUCUUGUAUAUAGACUCUGAGACAUGGAUAUUUUUAUGUACAGCGAGGUGAGCCCAGCCCUAGCCUGGGGUACCACGCUAUAUAAGACCUCUUAUUAUUAUUAUUAUUAUUAUAUUCCAAAUCGUCAUGAAUACAGACGCAGUUUUAAGCUAGGCUCAUAUUCAUGCGGGAAUAAAAUUGAAUAUUGACUGACACCAGACUUAUUGACUUCAUUUAAUACCGAAAUUUUUAUCCAUUUAUAAAUAAAAAAUAUUUAUCACGAAACUGUGUGUCAUUUCAACUAUUAGCCUAGACGAGAACUCUCUAGACCAGAACUCUCUAGACAAGAACUCUCUAGACCAGAACUCUCUAGACCAGAACUCUCUAGACCAGAACUCUCUAGAUCAGAACUCUCUAGACGAGAACUCUCUAGACCAGAACUCUCUAGAUCAGAACUCUCUAGAUCAGAACUCUCUAGACCAGAACUCUCUAGAUCAGAACUCUCUAGACCAGAACUUUCUAAAUCAGAACUCUCUAGAUCAGAACCUUCUAGACCAGAACUCUCUAGAUCAGAACUCUCUAGACCAGAACUCUCUAGACGAGAACUCUCUAGACCAAAACUCUCUAGACCAGAACUCUCUAGACCAGAACUCUCUAGACCAGAACUCUCUAGACCAGAACUCUCUAGACCAGAACUCUCUAGACGAGAACUCUCUAGACCAGAACUCUCUAGACCAGAACUCUCUAGAUCAGAACUCUCUAGACGAGAACUCUCUAGACCAGAACUCUCUAGAUCAGAACUCUCUAGACGAGAACUCUCUAGACCAUAACUCUCUAGACGAGAAUUCUCUAGACCAGAACUCUCUAGACCAGAACUCUCUAGACCAGAACUCUCUAGACCAGAACUCUCUAGACCAGAACUCUCUAGACCAGAACUCUCUAGAUCAGAACUCUCUAGACCAGAACUCUCUAGAUCAGAACCCUCUAGAUCAGAACCUUCUAGACCAGAACUCUCUAGACCAGAACUCUCUAGACUAGAACUUUCUAGACCAGAACUCUCUAAACCAGAACUCUCUAGACCAGAACUCUCUAGACCAGAACUCUCUAGAUCAGAACUCUCUAGACCAUCUCUAGACCAGAACUCUCUAGACCAGAACUCUCUAGACAGAACCGUCCAACAUUUUUGACUACGUGGGCCAAUUUUAUUUCCGCAAAUUCGAGGGCCGCACUUGACAUCUCAAAAUCAUUUUUUGUGAAGUUUUAAGAAAAUUAUUUUCAUUAAUACGUAUUACCUUAUGCAUAAAGAGCCAUAUAUCCAAUAAUAUAAAGAGUCAUAUAUCCAAUAAUAUAAAGAGUCAUAUAUCCAAUAAUAUAAAGAGUCAUAUAUCCAAUAAUAUCAAGAGUCAUGUAUCCAAUAAUAUCAAGAGUCAUAUAUCCAAUAAUAUCAAGAGUCAUAUAUCCAAUAAUAUCAAGAGUCAUGUAUCCAAUAAUAUCAAGAGUCAAUUAUCCAAAAAUAUCAAGAGUCGUGUAUCCAAUAAUAUCAAGAGUAAUGUAUCCAAUAAUAUCAUGAGCCAUUUAUCCAAUAAUAUCAUGAGUCAUAUAUCCAAUGGCAUAAAGAGUCAUAUACCCAAUAGCAUAGAGAGUCAUAUAUGCAAUGGCAUAAAAAGUCAUAUACCCAACAGCAUAGACAGUCAUAUAUUCAAUAGCACAAAGAGUCAUAUAUUCAAUAGCACAAAGAGUCAUAUAUUCAAUAGCACAAAGAGUCAUAUAUUCAAUAGCACAAAGAGUCAUAUAUUCAAUAGCACAAAGAGUCAUAUAUUCAAUAGCACAAAGAGUCAUAUAUUCAAUAGCACAAAGAGUCAUAUAUUCAAUAGCACAAAGAGUGAUAUAUUCAAUAGCACAAAGAGUCAUAUAUUCAAUAGCACAAAGAGUCAUAUAUUCAAUAGCACAAAGAGUCAUAUAUUCAAUAGCACAAAGAGUCAUAUAUUCAAUAGCACAAAGAGUCAUAUAUUCAAUAGCACAAAGAGUCAUAUAUUCAAUAGCACAAAGAGUCAUAUAUUCAAUAGCACAAAGAGUCAUAUAUUCAAUAGCACAAAGAGUCAUAUAUCAUAUAUUCAAUAGCACAAAGAGUCAUAUAUUCAAUAGCACAAAGAGUCAUAUAUUCAAUAGCACAAAGAGUCAUAUAUUCAAUAGCACAAAGAGUCAUAUAUUCAAUAGCACAAAGAGUCAUAUAUUCAAUAGCACAAAGAGUGAUAUAUUCAAUAGCACAAAGAGUCAUAUAUUCAAUAGCACAAAGAGUCAUAUAUUCAAUAGCACAAAGAGUCAUAUAUUCAAUAGCACAAAGAGUCAUAUAUUCAAUAGCACAAAGAGUCAUAUAUUCAAUAGCACAAAGAGUCAUAUAUUCAAUAGCACAAAGAGUCAUAUAUUCAAUAGCACAAAGAGUCAUAUAUUCAAUAGCACAAAGAGUGAUAUAUUCAAUAGCACAAAGAGUCAUAUAUUCAAUAGCACAAAGAGUCAUAUAUUCAAUAGCACAAAGAGUCAUAUAUUCAAUAGCACAAAGAGUCAUAUAUUCAAUAGCACAAAGAGUCAUAUAUUCAAUAGCACAAAGAGUCAUAUAUUCAAUAGCACAAAGAGUCAUAUAUCCUUUUUAGAUUUUAUAAAUGUUCACCAGUCAAAGAGUUGCGUGUUGUUUUUUGACUUUAUGUAGGUCAUUACAGAGAACCCAGCUUCACUGGUUUAGGGUGUUUCCCAAAACUCUGACAACCAGGUACUUAUCCCCAACGUCUGAAGAAUACAGGAUGGACGCACACUCUGCCAAACCUGGCUAGACUUCCUGUAUAUAUAACAUGAUACCAUACAUGGUUCAUACUGCCAAAUGGAGUCAUUCAAGUGUGACACCUUUAUAACCUCAGCUCCCAUCUCGAUUUCUCUGACCCGAAGUCUCACAUAAUGUUAUACGGUAUCAUUCUCAACCGACAAAGCGGGUAGUUCAGUCGCUGUGCGCGCCUGUCUAUUAUAUUUCCCUUUGUCCCGUUGGUGGGGGGCAUGGACAUCAAAUAACUACACAUCAUAUGACUUUCCCUGUUCAUCUUUCUCAGCACUGUGAGUAAUUAUACCCGAUAACCCGCGACGCUUCCCGUGUAUAAUCAACAGAAAGAAAAUGAAGAUAUUAUUCGAGUUCAUGUUAUUUGGUUCUCAAAGGGUUGCUCCGCGAAUGUGCUUAAUACAAAUUACAGCAACCUGCCAAGCCAUCCUACUCCUUGGCUUGUGUGACCUUCACCCUUUCAAUACUGCAACUCGUCCUCUGCACUCACGCGAUUUCCCAGCAAUACUAAAUCAAUAAAUGCGGUUUGAAGACAUUUUCACCUUAAAAAUGUUUCAUUUUUUAUCACACAUCAUAAAAAUGUCUCAAGCUGUGACGGGCCAGUGAAAAUCAGGUCGCGGGCCACGGGCUGGACAGCACUGCUUUAGACCCUAAUCUGCCACACUGUUCUCAAUGCAGUCAAACUGUCAAUGCGUGACUCUUAUUGGUACACAGUGGGCCGUUAAGCAUUUGAUGACGUAGGAUCUGUGACUAUGCGCCGACGCCUUUUUGCCCCCUCCCCCCCCGGGCCCCUCUCUUUUCGACUCGCUUGGUUGAUUUCACUUAAUCAUCCCAGUGUAAUUUGAUAUUCUGAAACGAUCUUUAUACUGGUGGCAGCCUAGAAAGCUCAUCUAACACCAGAAUGUCAACACUCUUUAUACUGGUGGCAGCCAAAAAAGCUCUUCAUACAACGGAUUGCUAACGAUCUUUAUACUGGUGGCAGCCCAGAAAGACCUAUGAAUUCCCUGCUACUAACGUUAGAUCGGUAUCAGGGCUUUUAUCACGUAUUAUGUAAAAGGAAAUCCAAGGCCUCAAAAUAAAACACCAGAAGGUGUCACGCGUAUCUGAAUUCAAUGUACUAGAGUUGUGGCACUAUAGAAGUGGCGAAUCCAAAUCAUUUUGCCAGUUGCACAAGGAAAACACCAAUUGCUGUGAAGUUUGAUUGAUAGUUUUCUGAGGAGAAAAGGCCGGUAACCAGGACACAUAAGCAAUUGAAACUGGUUGGUUAAUGUUAUAUUAGAAUAAGCAACACAGUUCCAGAAUUUACGCAGUUCCCUGUGUAUUCAUGACAACACAGUUCCAGAAUUUAUGCAGUUCCCUGUGUAUUCAUGACAACACAGUUCCAUAAUUUAUGCAGUUUCCUGUGUAUUCAUGACAACACAGUUCCAGAAUUUAUGCAGUUUCCUGUGUAUUCAUUACAACACAGUUCCAGAAUUUAUGCAGUUCCCUGUGUAUUCAUGACAACACAGUUCCAUAAUUUAUGCAGUUUCCCGUGUAUUCAUGACAACACAGUUCCAGAAUUUAUGCAGUUUCCUGUGUAUUCAUGACAACACAGUUCCAGAAUUUAUGCAGUUUCCCGUGUAUUCAUGACACCACAGUUCCAGAAUUUAUGCAGUUUCCUGUGUAUUCAUGACAACACAGUUCCAGAAUUUAUGCAGUUUCCCGUGUAUUCAUGACACCACAGUUCCAGAAUUUAUGCAGUUUCCUGUGUAUUCAUGACAACACAGUUCCAGAAUUUAUGCAGUUUCCCGUGUAUUCAUGACACCACAGUUCCAGAAUUUAUGCAGUUUCCUGUGUAUUCAUGACAGCACAGUUCCAGAGUUUACCCAGUUCCCUGUGUAUUCAUGACAUAACAGUUCCAGAGUUUACACAGUUCCCCAUGUAUUCAUGACAACACAGUUCCAGAAUUUAUGCAGUUCCCUGUGUAUUCAUUACAACACAAUUAUCUGUGUAAUAGAAGCAGGACUGUUUUUGGUAACAAAUCUGCGAUUCUUUAUUGAAUGCUUGCUACUAUUAUCUGACAGAAAAGAUUUCAUUCGUUAGAUUUUUAAAAUCAACCACUGACCUCGAUCUUGUAGGACUGAAAAUGCUACGGAGAAUGGUAAGAAUGACUUUGACUUACUUAGAUACAUACCUCAGCGACUGCAAUGAAUUGAAUAACCUUUGAAUUUCUUUAUAGAGAUCCCAGAUUGUAAGCUUGACUGAAAAUCAAACUCUUAAAAACGAAAAUGGUAAGUUUAACACUAUGUUGAAGAAAUAAAUAAAAAUAAUAAUUACAAAAAAAGACGUCCCAAGACGAAUUUGAGCGCACCAAAAGGUCGGAAAUAAUUGGACAUUUCUUAAAAUGCUUCACGCAAAGAAAGUCUGGGCAGAAGAAGAUGAGCACUCCGUGUAGCCGAAGGAUUUGAAUGGCAUGCAGACGAAACUUAAAUAUAUUUAUUAUUAAAUUUUGAAAAUAGUAUUUUGCACAGACCCUAGACAAAUCCAAUUGAUUCUUAGAACAUUGAGACAGUCAAGACAAAAGACAAAGCCAAUAGGUUCAUAGAACAUGGAGACAGUCAAGACAUAAGAAAAAUCCAAUCUGUUCAUAGAACAUUGAGACAGUCAAGACACAAGACAAAUCCAAUUGGUUCAUAGAUUAUUGAGACAGCAAAGUUACAAGACGAAUCCAAUCGAAUCAUGCACCAAUAUUUAAUUUCACCCUUGAACCAUUUCUCAACAGGGCUUUCAUAAAAUACUCCGUUGAUCUCAUAACAAAGUUUUGGGCCAUGUAAGUUUCAAAAGUUGCUCUGUGUGUUAUCAUGCAAUCCCGAGUUUUAUCUCGUGUUUGAAGAUCUAAUGAGUAAAGCCAGUGGUUCUCAAAUUGUUUCGGCUUUCAUCCCCCCUCAAACCAUGCAAAUCUCAAACGUAUUUCCUGGUCCAUAGUUCGAUUGAUGGGCUUAGUGGACUGAUAGGGCUUAGUGGACUGAUAGGGCUUAGUGGACCGAUAGGGCUUAGUGGACCGAUAGGGCUUAGUGGACUGAUAGGGCUUAGUGGACUGAUAGGUCUUAGUGGACUGAUAGGGCUUAGUGGACUGAUAGGGCUUAGUGGAAUGAUAGGGCUUAGUGGAAUGAUAGGGCUUAGUGGACUGAUAGGGCUUAGUGGACUGAUAGGGCUUAGUGGACUGAUAGGGCGUAGUGGACUGAUAGGGCGUAGUGGACUGAUAGGGCUUAGUGGACUGAUAGGGCUUAGUGGACUGAUAGGGCUUAGUGGACUGAUAGGGCGUAGUGGACUGAUAGGGCUUAGUGGACUGAUAGGGCUUAGUGGACUGAUAGGGCUUAGUGGACUGAUAGGGCUUAGUGGACUGAUAGGGCUUAGUGGACUGAUAGGGCUUAGUGGACUGAUAGGUUUUAGUGGACUGAUAGUAUUUUAUCAGUGCCGAAUUUAAAGGCACCGUGGAGAAGACAAAGUCGCGUUCAAUGAUUUUGUUGACACAGGGAAUCUUAAAGUACAGCCCGUUGCCAACGUGUGUAGUGCCUGCUUAUAAAAGUACAAGGAAAGAAGAUCGCAGCUGAAUAAAUAACUAGGUAUGUACUCCAGAGGCCUGCAGUUACAUUAUCACCCAAUCGGCCAACGAUCUUAUGUAGGUCACAUGGUUAAGAAGUGGCCAGGAUGUUUUUUUUUAAAUUUUUAUUGGGGGUUGGGAUAUUUUCUUUUAUUGAGGACAGAGAAAUAAUUUAAUAUUUCUUACUAGACAUUGAUCUGGACAACUUUCAAAAGAAUUUAAAUUUCAUAAUUUAUGUCGUAUAAUUUAGAAGUAGGUACAGUUAAAUGAAAUAAUUUAUUACUUAUUCAAAUGGGCAGAAAAGUGAGUUUGAAACAUACUUACUAGCUAUGUGCCUCCUUCUCCGCAGAUCAAAGAGUGGAAUGACAUUGCUAACAUGACCAAGGCUUCCAGCUGAGUUGUAGCCUUGACUUUAGAAUUAUUUGAUUAAGUGAGGGAGAGUUGCUCAAUUCGUCUGCCCCACUCUCUCGUCCUUGCUCAUUUGUUCUAAUGGCAAGACUUAGUCAAAACGACGGGAGAACAGACCAGGAUGCAGUAGAUGAAUAACAGUGUUUCUUGUGUCUCAAUGUGCUCCUUAUGCGUUCCACGUAGCAGGAGUUGUCGGAAUUUUCAUUGUGUCAAUGUCAUACCGCUCACAGGAAUCCAUCUCCGGGUUUCGGGUUUGAAUUCAGAGUUUGCCUUCUAUUUGAUGAGUUGCUAUUCAAGAUGAACCAGGCCUAUCCUCCCGGGCACAUGACGGGUUUCUCAGCUAGUUAUUUAUAUGAUGUAGAUAUACGGUUAUUUCCAAUUACGUUUAACAAUUGUCUACGGCGCCUCGGCCAGCUUGAUGAAGACUUUUUAGAAAAAAAAAACUGACGAAAUGAUGGAUUUCUUCCGCUCCAGAUCUUAUCAUGGAACUUCUCUUGUCUCGUCACUCAACCGUAUCAGCAAUAUCACACGAAAGACGCGUUAAAACCUGGCCACAACAAAAAUGAAGAUCGAACCAAGCUCAUGUUCACCUACCAACCCUCACAAUUUGACAGCCAAAGACAUUCAUAAAAUCGUAGCAUACAUUUUGCUGACCCCGACACUAAUAAGGUUUUCUCAUCCCCUCCACUGAUUGUCUUCAGACGUGACCUUCUGGUUCAUAGUCACCUUCGAGGUGACCCGUCUUACAUAACGAUUAAACCAUGCCCGAGAAGCCGAUGUAGGACGUGCCCCUAUACACUCCAAACAAAAAAACUUUAGCAUUCCUAAAGGUACCUUUACCAUCAAAGAGGGUUUCACAUGCGUUAGUUGGAAUGUGAUAUACGUGAUUGUGCGCCGUAGAUGUCAUUCUAGUUAUGUAGGCGAAACUGGGAGAAGAUUGGCAGAUAGGUUCACAGAACAUCUUGGGGAUAUUGAACAAGGUAAAUUUUCUCCAGUCUCUUCACACUUCAACGGAGGGCAACAUAAAAGUGCAUUAGAUGUAUCCAUUACGGCACUAAUUUCUUGCACUAAUACACCAGAGAGAGAGAGAGAGUAAAAAUUAUUCAGCUUUUCGGCACCAUAUCUCCAUAUGGUCUGAAUCAAAUACUCUCUUACUGUUUCUCAUGUUCCCUGGAUUUCUUCUUUUUUCCUUAUCCCCUAGGUAUGUAUCCCUAAAUAUUUUGGUCCGUUAAGAUUCUCUAUUCUUAUUUUUCACAGUAUCAAUUUUUAUAUUCUUUCACUUCCUGUAAUCCUACUUCCGGCAACAAAAUGGAAGUCUCGUAAGUUUUUUACGUCUCUCUGUUACUUGUCCUACUUCUUUUCGUCUUGUUUGCUGGUGAAGGCUCUAAGCCGAAACGUUCAAAUCUUUUGUCCUGUCGAUUAAUUCAAGUUCAGCAAACCUUCUUAUAUUUCACCAGCACUUGUUUCCAACUGUUCACCAGCACUUGUUUCCAACUGUUCACCAGCACUUGUUUCCAACAGUUCACCAGCACUUGUUUCCAACUUUUCACUAGCAGUUGUUUCCAACUUUUCACUAGCAAUUGUUUCCAACUGUUCACCAGCAAUUGUUUCCAACUGUUCACCAGCACUUGUUUCCAACUUUUCACUAGCAGUUGUUUCCAACUUUUCACUAGCAGUUGUUUCCAACUUUUCACUCGCAAUUGUUUCCAACUGUUCACCAGCAAUUGUUUCCAACUGUUCACCAGCACUUGUUUCCAACUGUUCACCAGCAAUUGUUUCCAACUGUUCACCAGCACUUGUUUCCAACUGUUCACCAGCACUUGUUUCCAACUGUUCACCAGCACUUGUUUCCAACUGUUCACCAGCACUUGUUUCCAACUGUUCACCAGCACUUGUUUCCAACUGUUCACCAGCAAUUGUUUCCAACUAUUCACCAGCACUUGUUUCCAACUGUUCACCAGCACUUGUUUCCAACUUUUCACUAGCAGUUGUUUCCAACUUUUCACUAGCAGUUGUUUCCAACUUUUCACUAGCAAUUGUUUCCAACUGUUCACCAGCAAUUGUUUCCAACUGUUCACCAGCACUUGUUUCCAACUGUUCACCAGCAAUUGUUUCCAACUGUUCACCAGCACUUGUUUCCAACUGUUCACCAGCACUUGUUUCCAACUGUUCACCAGCACUUGUUUCCAACUGUUCACCAGCACUUGUUUCCAACUGUUCACCAGCACUUGUUUCCAACUGUUCACCAGCACUUGUUUCCAACUGUUCACCAGCACUUGUUUCCAACUGUUCACCAGCACUUGUUUCCAACUGUUCACCAGCAAUUGUUUCCAACUGUUCACCAGCACUUGUUUCCAACUGUUCACCAGCACUUGUUUCCAACUGUUCACCAGCACUUGUUUCCAACUGUUCACCAGCACUUGUUUCCAACUGUUCACCAGCAAUUGUUUCCAACUGUUCACCAGCAAUUGUUUCCAACUGUUCACCAGCACUUGUUUCCAACUGUUCACCAGCACUUGUUUCCAACUGUUCACCAGCAAUUGUUUCCAACUGUUCACCAGCACUUGUUUCCAACUUUCACCAGCACUUGUUUCCAACUGUUCACCAGCACUUGUUUCUAACUGUUCACCAACAAUUGUUUCCAACUGUUCACCAGCACUUGUUUCCAACUGUUCACGAGCACUUGUUUCCAACUGUUCACCAGCAAUUGUUUCCAACUGUUCACCAGCAAUUGUUUCCAACUUUUCACCAGCACUUGUUUCCAACAGUUCACCAGCAAUUGUUUCCAACUGUUCACCAGCAAUUGUUUCCAACUGUUCACCAGCACUUGUUUCCAACUGUUCACCAGCACUUGUUUCCAACUUUUCACCAGCACUUGUUUCCAACUGUUCACCAGCAAUUGUUUCCAACUGUUCACCAGCACUUGUUUCCAACUGUUCACCAGCACUUGUUUCCAACUGUUCAUCAGCAAUUGUUUCCAACUGUUCACCAGCACUUGUUUCCAACUGUUCACCAGCACUUGUUUCCAACUGUUCACCAGCAAUUGUUUCCAACUGUUCACCAGCAAUUGUUUCCAACUGUUCACCAGCACUUGUUUCCAACUGUUCACCAGCACUUGUUUCCAACUGUUCACCAGCACUUGUUUCCAACUGUUCACCAGCAAUUGUUUCCAACUUUUCACCAGCACUUGUUUUCAACUGUUCACCAGCAAUUGUUGCCAACUUUUCACCAGCAGCUGUUUCCAACUGUUCACUAGCAAUUCUUUCCAACUUUUCACCAGCAGCUGUUUCCAACUUUUCACCAGCAAUUAUUUCCAACUUUUCACCAGCUUAGCUUCACUUUGGUCCAGGUUUAAUGAGAGGCUUGUGUCACACGACCUAAGUCUAAUGACAUGGUGAAAUAUCGGCAUGUAGGGGGCUAUCUGUAUAUUCAACCGGGCGCUGGUAGAGGUUAGCUGUUGGCGGAGUAGGUUGUGGCGUACAUCCUGUAGUGUUGUGCCGUGACACUGUUUGGUGGUCAUAUUGCAGAUGGGGGGAGUUGGUGUUCAAUGUUGUUUAGGUCGGAUUAAAUGCGAGUUAAGUUGAAUCCCACUGGGGUGAAAGUUAAGAUGAAAUUGACCUGUGCUCAUAAAAAAUGCCAUUAGAAAAAUACAAAAAUAAAACAAAUAAACAACAAAACAAACACAUAAAUAAACAGACAAUGACACUUAAACAGAUUUGUGUAUCCUCACCAUUCCCUAUUUUCAAAAGAUAGGUAAAAUAUACAGUAAAUUUAAAGCUAUGGCAUUUAAUGUAUCUACCGAAAUUACUUGACGUGACCGAGACGAAAUUUGUCCUACUUGGAUUCUCUCUUCUUUUGAAACACUGAUUAAAAAAUGGUGACGUUUUAAUACGCAACCUCAUUAAAUAAGAAAGUUGAGACGUCAAGGGAAUGCUAGUCCAAGACCUGUCAAAAUUUAGCAUAUUGUAAGAUGGUGUGAUCAAAUCCCCUGUAACAUAUUGUAAGAUGGCAUGAUCAAAUCACUUGUAGCAUAUUGUAAGAUGGCGUGAUCAAAUCACCUGUAGCAUAUGGUAAGAUGGCAUGAUCAAAUCACUUGUAGCAUAUUGUAAGAUGGCGUGAUCAAAUCACCUGUAGCAUAUGGUAAGAUGGCAUGAUCAAAUCACUUGUAGCAUAUUGUUAGCUGGCGUGAUCAAAUCACCUGUAGCAUAUUGUAAGGGGGCGUGAUCACAUCACCUGUAGCAUAUUGUAAGAUGGCGUGAUCAAAUCACUUGUAGCAUAUUGUAAGAUCGCGGGAUCAAAUCACCUGUAGCAUAUUGUAAGAUCGCGGGAUCAAAUCACCUGUAGCAUAUUGUAAGAUAGCGGGAUCAAAUCACCUGUAACAUAUUGUAAGAUGGCAGGAUCAAAUUAGCUGUAGCUUAUUUUAAGAUUGUGGGAUCAAAACAACAAAGCAAAGACGAAUCGGCUACAUACACAUUAGGAUUAUUCAGCCGGGAACUCCGUUCGAAUGAAAAGCCCAGACUCUGUUCCACAGUAUCGAUGCUCACCCAAGAACCUAACAGCUAUUCUGACCAGGCAGUGAUUCACCGAAUGCUUUGCUAUGGACCAAUUCGAGGGACCAACAAGAACUCAGAGACUUUUAAGACUGAAAACAAUACGUGCAAUACACUGAAACCAUAUUUCCAUUUAUUUAGAUCAAUAAAAGCAUCUUAUUUAAUCUGAUUUUGUCAUAUAUUGAAACUAAAGCUGCUCUUGGAGAUAGAAAGCCUGCAUAUUUUAUUCCUCGAAACAUUAUCGCGUCAGAAAUGGCGCACAUUUAAAAAAAAAAAAAUUGAGAUAAUAUAUACGUAUUUUUCAGAGCAGUAAAUACCCGUGUACACAAGUGCUAACGUCCCCUGCACACAAGUUGAACUCGUCGUACUCCUCAAUGCUCAAACUAGGAUGUUCUUUUCGGGUCAUCGGUGUUGGGGCAAAAGGGAAAAAAAAAUAGAUCUUUCAAUCUAUCAAAGCGGAGCAUUGCUCCCUAGGCAGGCCCGCAGGGGGGGCAGGGGGGAGGGGGCAAAUGCCCAGGGGCCCGGCGAGUUUUAGGGGCCCGGCCCGGGCCCGCAACCAACUUGUGAAAAUAUUAUGAUCAGCUAUAAAAAAUGUAUGACUUAUGCUUUUGUAAAUAUAACUUAACUAAACUUAAUUACAAUCAGAUUAAACUUCAAGCAUCUGAAUCAUUCCGUACUUAUUUACAAUUUUAUCAUUUUUAUGCAAUAGGCUUUGUCAUUUCUCAGACCGGAAAACGUAAAAGCGUACUAUUUUUAGAAGGUCGGCGGACAAAUAUUGCUUAAAACAUGGCAGCUUAGAGUGUGUUUCAGCAUAUCGUUCGGACGAUCCUUGUAUCUAGAGUUGCUGUUAUAUAUGCCGUUUGCGCAAUGAAGUCCCAUUUCAGAAAAUAGAAGUAAAAAAAAAUGUGUAAAAUAUUUCGUAAAAUAGAGUUGUAAACACGUUUCAGGGACACUUCGCUACAUAGUAAUAUUGAACAGUGUUGACAUUUUGUCCGCGCUGAGUACCCGGAUGAUCAGUAAUGGUGACAUCAGUUUUAUUUAUAGAUUUCCGCCAUUAAAUGACAAGCCCUAUUCCGUCCAUCCGUCGUCUGAGUACUUUCUUCUGCUGAAAUAAACAUCAAUUUUUGAACACGAGUCCCACGUGACACGACCAGAGAGAUCGGGCUUGUUAAAUUCGGCCCGUGCCGGUCUCUAUUUUGAACACGCCCACACGAUCUGUCAAAAUUUUUAAAAAUUCUCAUAAAGCCUAAAGAUAGUUUUAGAGGCUCAGACCUCGGGGGGCCCGUGACAGCCCUGCCUAGGGGCCCGAAAUUUCUGUCGACGGGCCUGUCCCUAGGCUCUCAUAGACAUUAAAAUAUCACACUAUUAAAUUAUAAUCAUUAAAUGAGCUCAUUUGACAUAUUCUAAAGCUGAUAUGUUGACAUCUAAAACUAAUAUGCUGACAUCUAAAGCUGAUAUUCUUACAUAUAAAGCUGCUUUGUGACAUCAAAAGCUGAGAUGUUGACAAUCUAAAAAUGAUAUGUUGCCAUCUAAAGCUAAUAUGUGACAUAUUUUAAAGCUGAUACUUUGAAAUUGAAAUAUUCUAGAGGUGAUAUACUGAGAUACUCUAAAGCUGAUAUGUUGAGAUAUUCUAAAGCUGAUAUGUUGAGAUAUUCUAAAGCUGAUAUAUGGAGAUAUUCUAAAGCUGAGAUGUUUUCAUCUAAAGCUGAUAUGUUGAAGUAUUCUAAAGUUGAUAUGUAGAGAUAUUCUAAAGCUGAUAUGUUGGCAUCUGAAGCUGAUAUGUUGACAUAUUCUACAACUGAUAUGUUGAGAUAUUCUGAAGCUAGAUAUCUCUUAACGCCUACGCCUCUGGUUGAGACCUAUUCAUAAAAACAUAGUCAGACGCAAGAAAUCAUACGAAAGACCAACACUUGUAUUUGCAUACAGCUCUAAAAAAGGUUCAUGUUGAAAAAAGACUUGGUCGCGGUGUGCCGUCAAAGAUGGGGCCAUAAAGCAAACACAAGCGAGGACGUUUGCUCAGUUGUAUUUGCGCCCCAAUGUCUCUUUCGUUCAGCUGACUAUCACACAGAUAGUGGUAUAGCUAUAAAAACACAGCUAGUGGUAUAGCUAUAAAAACACAGCUAGUUGUAUAGCUAUAAAAGUCUGCUGCAAUGGAUCACAUCCAAGAGCAGUGAUCGUUGCAUACAUCUUUUAUUUAAAACUUUGUUGUUCCUUAAUGUUUAACUUUAAGAUCCAUCAAAUAGGUGUUAUAUUUAACCAUAAACAUUUCCAUCCAUCUUCGUCAAAUUAAAGACUUUAGCAUAGCUUUUUUUUUUCAAAAUUGGGGUGCUCGCACCCCCAGUGGGAUUGAGAUGAGAUUUGAAGGGGUGCAAGGAAAUGUUAUUUAGAAAAUGGGGAGUCUAAGGUGCUAUAAAUGUUGAUGAAUACUUUUUAAAUAAUUUCUUCAACAAUAUAUUUUACACUUUUACAGUUCUCUUAAGUAAGUCGGUAAAUAAAUUGCAAUCCAAUUUUUGCGCCAAAUUAAAAUUACAUUGUUGCCAUUGUACGGUUGUCACACAAUUCAUAAGGGGCUGUGACACAAUUCAUAAGGGGCUGUGACACAAUUCAUAAGGGGAUGUGACACAAUUCAUAAGGGGCUGUGACACAAUUCAUAAGGGGCUGCGACACAAUUCAUAAGGGGCUGUGACACAAUUCAUAAGGGGCUGUGACACAAUUCAUAAGGGGCUGUGACACAAUUCAUAAGGGGCUGUGACACAAUUCAUAAGGGGCACACUGUGUUAAGUAUUCCCGAUGUGACACAAUUCAUAAGGGGCUGCGACACAAUUAAUAAGGGGCUGUGACACGAUUCAUAAGGGGCUGUGUCACAAUUCAUAAGGGGCUGUGACACAAUUCAUAAGGGGCUGUGAUACAAUUCAUAAGGGGCUGUGACACAAUUCAUAAGGGGUUGUGACACAAUUCAUAAGGGGCUGCGACACAAUUCAUAAGGGGCUGUGACACAAUUCAUAAGUGGUUGUGACACAAUUCAUAAGGCGCUGUGACACAAUUCAUAAGGGGCUGUGACACAAUUCAUAAGAGGCUGUGACACAAUUCAUAAGGGGUUGUGACACAAUUCAUAACGGGCUGUGACACAAUUCAUAAGGGGCUGUGACACAAUUCAUAAGGGGUUGUGACACAAUGCAUAAGGGGCUGUGACACAAUUCAUAAGGGGCUGUGACACAAUUUAUAAGGGGCUGUGACACAAUUCAUAAGGGGCUGUGACACAAUUCAUAAGGGGCUGUGACACAAUUCAUAAGAGGCUGUGACACAAUUCAUAGUGGUUUUUGACACAAUUCAUAAGGGGCUGUGACACAAUUCAUAAGGGGCUGUGACACAAUUCAUAAGGGGUUGUGACACAAUUCAUAAGGGUCUGUGACACAAUUCAUAAGGGGCUGUGACACAAUUCAUAAGGGGCUGUGAUCCUGACUUAUUCAAAAAAAACAAUUUGUUAAUGUGUAGGUACUAAACUUAGGGGUGCAAAACAGUUGAGAAGGUUUAGCCGGAGUCAGCGUAGAUCAUUGAAUCAAAUGUUGAUAGUGACCGACACUUGGUAACUGCCAAACUAUUGAUAUAGCUAAACUCUUCCCAGUGUCCAACACACGACAGUGCCGCAAACAUCAUGUCUUCCAUCACUACGAAUUCGGUGGCAAAAAGUCUGACACUCUUCUCUUGUAUUCAAAAGAUUAGCUGUAAACAUGGAUUGUAACUAGCUACUUUCCCAGGUGUUACAGUGCUAUGUAAGCGGACGACAGAGUGUUGGAUUGGUCUGUCAAGUAUUGAAGCUAUCUGUCGUCUUUCAGUCCAGUAAAUUUGCUCUAAACGAAGAAAGAUUUAAUAUUUCUUCCCCUACAUUGAUUCUUUAACAUAUAUCACACUAUUUUCUUAUCAUAUUAUGCUGCACUAUUUACAGACUUUCUAAAACAUACAUUGUAAGGUCGAGAACAGCGUUGGAAUGUUUCUGGUUAUAUUACAGCUUUCCGUACGGUUGUCAAAAAGUACUACAUUAUAUAAAUUUAGCUUGACACCUGAAUAGCCUGGUAUAAUCAAGCUACUAGAUCACGUGAUCCUAGCCAAUGGGACGUCACUUCCAAUGAGGUUGCGAAGUGAUUUCUGUGGGCUCACCACUAAAACAGUAUGAUUGAUGUAUUAAAAAUUGAACUAUCUCCUUGUACGCACCAGUCUUUGCGCAUUUUAUGAAUGUUUGACAAUUUCUAGAGAAGUGCGGCCCCAAUUAUCAGUGAAUUAAUUUGUUCAACUUUUUCUCCUUGUGUCAGCCCCCCCCCCCCCCCCACCCAAAAAAAAAAAUAAAUAAAAUAAAUAAUAACAAUCUAGAAAUAUUUAAAUCAAUUAAUACAACAAAGUAGGCCUAUUAAUUGGACCUAUUCAAGAUGUAAUGGGAUUAAAUGUUUCUUGGUAAGACCAGGACUGCGAGUUCAGAUUAAAACAAAAUAAUUUGACUAUUAAUAACACGAGGAUAGCAACAAUGUCUGUUUUGAGCUUUGUCAUGAAUACAGCUCAGUUUGGCGAUGUACAAUUUUCUAUUCCGGCUGCUCAGUUUAUUUUGCUUUUAAGUACAUUCAGAAAACGUAGUCCUGCAGACCAUUCCAUCAUUGGGUAUAUACAUAAUAUAUGCUUUGGGAGGGGUAGAAUUAUUUGUUUUCAUAAAUUAAACAUAGUUGAAAAGGAUAUAACACAGCAAGAUAGGAAUUUAAGUUUUAGACCAGGAAUAAGAGUCCUAGAAUGUUCGACUACUUCGCCUACAUUAACAUGCUUCCCGAACAUUCGUACGUCUCAAAAUUAACUGCUGUUUUUAGAAAUUGAAUAUUUUAAAUAUUUCAUCGCAUAAAACUCAUAAUUCUCUAUGAACUAUAAUGCGAUUUUCCAAGUAAAAAAAAAUAUGUUAAGAAUUUUUAAAGGGAACUUCCGGAAUGUAAUUACAUAUUUGGAAAUGCAAUGCGUUGUUCCAGAGAUUGUCUAUCUUGCUCAGAAAUUAGUUUUGAAAAUUUAAGAUUAUAUCAAGUUCAGGUAGAAGCUAAGUAAGUCCCAAAUAACCCAAGACGUCUUUUCUUUUCGGCAAACAGGUUCAAGUUCGUCAUUGCAGGAGUGGCAUCUCUGCUGGUUGCCACUGGCGUCAUCUUGGCAGUGGUGUAUGGAACAAGACAGAACAACACACCGAAGAGAGCGGAUCUGGUUGGUUACAGGAAAGCAGCAGUGGCGGCCGAUACAUCUGUGUGUUCAACUGUCGGAAAGUAAGCCUUGUGGACAGGGGAUAUCAAAAUUUAAAUUGAUAGAUUGAAGCUGGUGGUUGGGAGAUAAUUUUUUUGUUAUUUUUAGCAUUUAAUGAGAAAGUAGAAAUAUGUGAAUGGAAGAUUAUAUAUGUAUGAGAAAGCUUCAUCCAUAUUGAAUAAAAAUGCAUCGCUUUGUUUGUUUGUUUUUUAAAGAAAUUUUUAUUAUUUUAAUUUAGACUUUUGUAUUUUUGUUAUUCUUACAACCAUUUUUAUAGCUUAUAUUAAAAAGCUUGAUUAACAAGACGCGUGUCCUGUAAGGAAUGGCAUUCAAGUUCCUAUUGUUGUGGGCGAAACAAAUAAUUACAUUGUUAUUUGUGAGUUAUUUGGGGGGGGGGGGAUAUGCUGGAUGAGUUACAACAUUUUAUUUUGUUAUACUGGGACUGGACGACUCCUGAUUAAAUAAGCAUUUCUCGUUUUUCCCAAAAUACCAAUACCUUAAACAUUUUGAAAUGAUUAUUUUUCUUUGUAAGCAUGCGACCUACUCUAAACCUUUCUGGGGGGAACAAAUAAUUUCAUUGUUAUUUGUGAGUUUUUUGGGGGGGGGGGGAUAUGCUGGAUGAGUUACAACAUUUUAUUUUGUUAUACUGGGACUGGACGACUCCUGAUUAAAUAAGCAUUUCUCGUUUUUCACAAAAUACCAAUACCUUAAACAUUUUGAAAUGAUUAUUUUUCUUUGUAAGCAUGCGACCUACUCUAAACCUUUCAACAGAGAAAUCCUUCUUCAGGGUGGAAAUGCAGUUGAUUCUGCAAUCGCUGCUCUCCUGUGUUCCGGUCUCACCAGUCCACAGUCUAUGGGCAUAGGAGGGGGGUUCUUCAUGACCAUAUAUAACAGGUGAGACCUUUCUUUCUAUGGGCAUGGGAGGGGGGUUCUUCAUGACCAUAUAUAACAGGUGAGACCUUUCUUUCUAUGGGCAUGGGAGGGGGGUUCUUCAUUAACAUAAUAUAACAGGAGAGACCUUUCUUUUUAUGGAUAUAAAAGGGGGGUUUUUCAUAACAAUAUAUAACAGGUGAGACCUUUCUUUCUAUGGACAUGGGAGGGCGUUCUUCAUGACCAUACAUAACAGGUGAGACCUUUCUUUCUAUGGGCAUGUUAGGGGUUCUUCAUGACAAUAUAUAACAGGUGAGACCUUUCUUUCUAUGGACAUGGGAGGGGGGUUCUUCAUGACCAUAUAUAACAGGUGAGACCUUUCUUUCUAUGGGCAUGGGAGGGGGGUUCUUCAUGACCAUAUAUAACAGGUAAGACCUUUCUUUUUAUGGAUAUAAGAGGGGGAUUUUUCAUAACAAUAUAUAACAGGUGAGACCUUUCUUUAUAUUGGUAUAGGAGGGGGAUUCUUCAUGACAAUAUAUAACAAAUGUUUUGUACAAACAGAAAUUGGCAAUCCAGACAAAUUGGUGCUGAAAUAAAUAGUCACGUUUUGUCACCAAGUUUAUUACUUUGAAACACUCCCUACCCCCCCCCCCCCCCCCCAAAAAAAAAAAAACAAAGAAUAUAUGUUCAACAUCCCCUUUAUUUACUUCGAAGGAUACAAUACAUUUGAGUUCAGAGUAUUCUCUCUUGUUUUUCCUGAAAUAUAGGCUUCCUGUAUUUUGCCAUCAUCCAUGACAUAAAUAUACUCAACUGUUGCUAAUGAUGAUGCAUUUCAGGUGCAAUGCUUUCCAAAUCUUAUAGAUGUUUUAGUUUGUCAGUUUACAAUUUUAAAUAGAAAAUCAAAGGAAAAUAUCAGCUAGAAAAGUUGCUUGGGUAUGUUUGCAAAUUGAAACAUGAACAAGGAAAAAAGAAAUUGGUCAAUUCAGAAGUGAAGGUCUACUGGUCAUUGUUACGUCAUAUUAAAUUAAAUCAAUGAAGAAUACAAACUUUAGGGAGGAAGGGGGGCGGGGGAUGGGUAAGGUUGUAUGGAAGCAGUCUCUAUUCUCUGAUUAAUUAUUAGUAAAUAUGUUUUUUGUUCUUUAUUUGAAGUUUUAUAAUAAUUUGACAUUAAAUAAUCUUGGUUUCUGGAGCAACAUCUUGUUAUUGCAUCGACAUAAAUGGUUAAGGUAUAAAUUGAAUGCCUUUAUUGGUUUAUAAUGGUAAUUUAUCUCUCAUCAUUUUUUACACUAACUUUACUGAGCAUAAAAUUGUCAAAUCAUCAAGCAUUAUUUACUUAUGUCCCGAUGGAAGUAGGCUGACUAGAAGCAACUAUUUCAUUAAGUUUUUAAUCUCAGUUUUUUCAACGGUUAUAAUUUUUUUUCCCCAGAACAACUGGUAUGAAAACAAUCAUAGAUGCCAGGGAGACAGCACCAGAACACGCAACACGUGAUAUGUUUGUAGAUAAACCUGGAGCUUCCGCUGUUGGUAGGUCAUGACACUGAUAUGUUUGAGGGCUCAGAGUAUAGGAAAAGUUGUUGAGCCAUAAGCUUGCUUUUAAUGUUUCAAUUCCAUUGUACAAUUACAUUACAUUGCAAAUAUUUUUAUUUUGAAAAUUAAGAACUUAAACAGGAGACAAAGAAGAUUUGGUGUCAUUUAAAAAAAAAAAAAAACUCAACUUAUGAUUUUUGAAGAAAAUGUUUCUUCAACCAAAUUACAGCCAAAAAGACCAGCUGCUCCAUGACAGGUUGCCUAAUAUCCAUGGCCAUGAUUCCGCUUUUAGAGUUUAUAAGCUUUUAACUGCUAUGUUGGUUAUAUUUUGUUGUAAAAUAGAAUAAUUAACAUCAUAUGAUUUUUAAAUUGUUGUUAAAUAAUAAAUUAUAAAUAACUAAAAAUAUAUAUGUAUUAGAUUAAUUUUAUUUUAUUUUCUUGCAGGUAACUUGAGUAUAGCAGUUCCUGCUGAAAUAAAAGGCUAUUGGGCUGCCCAUCAGAAAUAUGGUCGUCUCCCAUGGAAGGAACUAUUUCAACCUGCCAUCAAAAUGGCUGCUGAGGGAUUUGUUGUUCCUAUAGGACUUCAUAAAGCAAUAAUAGAUGCCAAGCAGUUGUUAGAAACAGAACCAAGUCUAAAGUAAGCUUUAUGAACUUAUUAUCUUGAUAAAGCUUCAAGACAUGAAGAGGAACAAAUUUGUGGGGUUAGAGGGUGGUCAGUAGUAAUCACUUUCCUUGUGAUACUUUCCUUGUCCAGUAAGUUAUCCAUAAAUAAAUAAUAAAUUUGAAAAAAAAAUUAAGAUUAAAAAUUCUUUUUUGUGCACAGAAACAAAGAAGAAACAAAAAUAAAUGUUACCUAAAAUUUAAAAAGGAUAAUGAUAAUAUAAGAAAAUCCUUGAAUUAAGGUCACAUUAUUGGACUUAUUUUUAUUUUUUUCCCUUUUAUUUUUAAUUUUUUUUUAAAAUUUUUAAUCCUCUUCAUUAACGUUUGCUUUAAAUUUUUUUAUCAGAGUAGUUUUUAUGAACAACAAAACAGGUGAGGUCUUUAAGCUAGGUGAAAAAAUGACGAGACCUCAGCUAGCAGAUACGAUGAGAGUAAUCGCUAAUGAAGGAGUGAAUGCAUUCUAUAAUGGUUCCCUUACAGAUAAAAUAUUGCAAGACUUGAAAGACAUUGGUUAGUAAUGAUAAGCAUCAGAUAGGAGAGCUUACAUAGAUAACAAAUAUUUAGUAUUAGUUAAAAAGUUGAAAGUUAGGCUAAAAGUAGUUGUUCAUAUAAAUAUUUAUUUAAUGUGAAUUAAGUAAUUAUUAUAAAUCACAAAUAUUUUUACUACUGUUAGUUGCUAUGUUAGUUUUUGUUGUAUUUGAAAUACAUCAGUACAUAAAAGUAGUUUAUCAAUUUUGCUCAUUAAAGGAAACUUAUUUUUAUAAGUUAAUGAUCAGAAAUUUAACCACACAGUUUUGAAUUUUCUUUUUAUAAUAUUUAAAUUGUAGUGUUAACAUCUAAAAGAAGAAAAAAAACAAAAAUAUAUUUUUAAAUAACUUAUAUUUGUUUAUUUCAAAUAUUACAAAUACAUGUUUUAAAUGAAUUAUUUUGUUUCUUGUAUAAGACAGAAUAAACAAAGCAAACUUUUCUAUUCAACUCUAUACCAGGUUCAAUCAUUACCCGUAAUGAUCUCAUCAACUAUCAGCCUUUAGAGAAGAAACCUAUUGAAAUAACUCUCACUGGUGGACAAACAGUCAUUUCCCCCCCUGCCCCUAGUGGUGGUGUUGUGUUAUCCUUCAUUUUAAAUGUGUUAGAUGGUGAGUUUAUAUAUACAGGCAAUAUAUGUUUAGUUAUGUUUGCUACUGCUUAAAAUGGGAGAUGGUGAGUUUAUAUAUACAGGCAAUAUGUGUUUAGUUAUGUUUGCUACUGCUUAAUAUGUUAGAUGCUGAGUUUAUUAUGUACAGGCAAUUAUAUGUUAGCUUUGUAUACUUCUUAAAAAUGGGAGAUUUUCAAAAAGAAACAUUUUUAUGCAAAGUAACGAAACGUUUAUUUAUUUGUAACAACUUAAGGUCUAAAAUCUACUUGGGCUUAACUAUUUGUAAAAAAUUAGAGCCAAUAAUCUAGUUAGCUCAACAUUUUGGGGUUAAAAUAAUAAUUUAGCCUAUAUAAACCAUGUAUUCUUUACCACUCUCUAACUCUUUUACUAUUCUUUUUGAUUUGAUUACCUGUUAAAUUUAAUUUUCAUUUUUUGCAUAUUGCUUAAGUAAAAUAGAUAUAUGAAGCAAAAUUAACUUUUAAAUUCCUUUCGUUUACUAAGUAAAAAUAAAUAUUUUGCUUACUGCACCUUCUUUUAACCUUCAAGGCUACUACUUCACCCCAAAUCACAUCUCCACUGAGAAAGCAAAGACUUUAACUUAUCACAGAUUCAUUGAGACUUUGAAAUUUGCGUAUGCCAAGAGGACUGGUUUAGGAGACGACAGAUUUAUUAAUAUUACUGAGGUACACAAUUUUUAUUGUUUAACGCACACUGCUGGAAUAUUGUUGUUGACAUUGAAACCCAAUGUGUCGCUUGCAGUAAGUUCUUUUAGAUAAGUUAAUACAAGGUAUAUUUUAUAUAGGAUUAAGUUUAUAAGUUACUCUGGGGUAUCAAUCUGCAUUGGCAAAUAAAUUGGGAGAGUUUGGGGUGGAUAUUAUGGUAAUAAAGAAAGGGAUGUAUGUGAAGUAGCUGUGUGCUUGGGUUAAAAACAGCUGGUUGUGCUAGUAUAUAAACCUCCUUUAUUAGCUCUCAAUCAAAGCUAUCCUUUCUGCUCAUUAGACUGCAGUGUGUUUGCCUUUGUAUGUUGUAACUCAUUGCUGCCACUUCAUAUUGAAUACAAGUUUUCAUUUUGUUUAAAGAUUAUUUUUUUCCCAGCGACAUGUAGGAAAUUUUUGGAUAACAUUUCCUCAUGUGAAAUGACUAUAUAUCCUAUUUCAACGGAUAUGCUACUACUGAGAAACAUUCCUUUUCAUUCCUUUGAAUUAAGUCUUUUAAAUUACUUUUCUUUGUCAGCUUAUACGAAAUUUGACAUCUAAAGACUAUGCUGAUGCUAUACGUCAACAAAUAUCAGACAAUACAACACAUGACUACCUGUUCUAUGGUCCAACAUUCUAUUCCCAAAACACCACCAGCACAUCCCACCUGUCAGUGCUUGACCAGGACGGCAGUGCUGUUUCAGUGACGAGUACCAUCAAUGCCAGGUUUAGUUUUUUUAGUUGAAUUUUGUAUUUGAAAAAAAACUUUGUGAAUGGCUGUGAAUAAAUAAUUAAAAGUGGAGCAAGAUUUUCUGUUUUACUCAUACAUUAUUGAAACUUUUAAAAAAAUUAAUAACUUCCAUAUCACUUACCCCAAUGGUUCCCAAACCUUUUGACUCACGGAGCCCCUUUUUUAGUUUUAGAAUGAACUGCUGUAUGUGAGCCCCUCAUACCAACCCUGUGUCUGGCAAGUUUCAUUCAAUUUGUAUUCAUUUUAUUUCUUGAAGCAGCCGUGGAGCUCCUGAUAAGUUGGGAACCACUAAGCUACACUUAUAAUUCUUUGAUCAUUAACAAAAUUAUACAUGUCAUCAUAUCUCAGGUUUGGCUCUCAGCGACGUGGUAUGAGAACGGGUAUUAUCUUUAAUGAUGAGAUGGAUGACUUCAGUACUCCAAACAUGACCAAUGCAUGGGGGAUUUACCCAUCUCCGGCCAACUUCAUUGACCCAGGCAAGCGUCCACUUUCAUCUAUGUGUCCCGCCAUUUUCAUUGACCGCAAUGGAGAUGUCUCGAAGGUUUUAGGAGCCGCUGGGGGAUCGAAGAUUACAACUGCUACGGCAUGGGUCAGUUAUUUAGUUAACCUGAAGUCAGUUAAUGUUUAAGUAACUUUACCUGUUCAGAGUAAAUAUAAGUUAUUGAUAUUAUAGUUUAUAUCAAGUGACCCAGCCAAGAUGAUUUGUUUAAUAUUGCAUUUACUUUUAAUGUGUUUGAGGAUAGAAACCAUAUUUAAUUCUCUAUGAGCAUUUUUAUAAAAUUUUCUUUGUACUGCAGAUUUGAAAAAAAACAACUAAAAAUUUAUAUCAUUUAAGUGCAGCACACUCACUUCUUUCUUUUCUUGAUUUUUAUUGUACUAUAUAACAAAUAUAAAUAUAGCAAUAACAAAUUAGGCAAUACAAAUUACAACAAUAUAAAGCUUACAAAGGAAAACAUAAAAAUAAAACACUAUUUAUCUAUUCUUUCAAGACCUUCAGUUCUUUUUGCAAAAUAUUUGGAAAUAUGAAUUUAAAAAGAAAAUAAUCUUGGAAGAGAAGUUUAACAACACUAUGCACUAUUUGACUAUUUGCACUAUUUUCCUUUUAGCACUAUUUGUUUCUCAAUACGUACAAACUUUUAUGACAUUUACUUUUUGCAGUAAUUGCACUCAUUUGGGUUUGGUUUGUUUUGAUUCCCUUUGACAGGUGGCAACACAUGUACUCUGGCUAGGGGAGGGUAUUGAGAGUGCAAUUAAUAUGCCUCGUUUGCACCACCAGUUGCUUCCACCUUACAUUGAAUAUGAACCAGAUUUUGAUACUGUAAGUAAAAAACCUUGGUUCUUUUUUUAUAUUCAAACAAAAAAAUGUUAUCAAUAAGAUUGCAGAAGAAGUGUUUUUUAAAAAUUCCAUUGAUAUUGACAAUAUUACUGAAGUUUAGUUUUCUCUAUUUAGAAAUGAGAUCUUUUUGAGUCACCUGGUGUCGCCUCUGAGUGUAGUAAAUUUGCUUAUUCAUAUUAUAUUAUUAUAAUAAAUUAUAUCAUUUUAUCAUAUACUUCCAGUGUUUCCCCACACUCAGACUUUUUUCAGAACCCCGCACCAACUUGUUUUUCUCUUCACAUGAAGUGAACUGUCUAAUUCUUAACCAGGUCUUACAGAAUACCUUAUAGCAUUUUUUUGUAAAUUAGUUCCAUCAUUUUUAAGAACUUCAGGAUGUAUGUAAAAAGAAGAGAAAUUCUGUGCAGCCCCCCCCCCCCCACCUCCCUCCCCCCUUUAUAGUACCCCCACUGAUUACUUUUGAUAAAAUACUGUCUAAUUCUUAACCAGGUUUUAAAAAAUACCUUAUAGCAUUUUUUUGUAAAUUAGUUCCAUCAUUUUUAAGAACUUCAGGAUGUAUGUAAAAAGAAGAGAAAUUCUGUGCAGCCCCCCCCCCCCACCUCCCUCCCCUCUUUAUAGUAGCCCCACUGAUUACUUUUGAUAGAAUGCAUUAAUGGGCAAUUUAUACGUAUUAUUAAUGUGUUCUUAUUCUUUUGUUUUGCUCUGUUUACAGACCGUAUUAAAUAACCUAAAAAACCUAGGCCAUAACAUCAGCCUAGUUCCAGUGGGCAAGUCUAUUAUUCAGGGAAUUGAUGUCAAGAAUGGCCUCAUAUUUGCAAACAGCGACUAUCGGAAAGGAGGCACGCCGGAUGGGUUUUAAAAGGGACAUGGAACUUGUCAUCUUUCUUUUGCCAGAUUUUCCUGCAGCUUUGUGAUAAAAAUUGAGAUUUUGUAAAUAUUACAUGUCUGCCACUGGAUGAUACUAAUUUUGAUUUAAAGCACAGGAAAAACUCAGAACAUAUAGUUCAAAGUGUAUAAAUAAAGGAAUAGAGUUAGUUCAGAUUUGAUUAUAAGUCAUCAAAUAAGACAAGUGAUGAAAACAAAAGAACAUAACUCCACUGAUUCUUAACAAGGAAUUGCUAAUUUAUCAUUCCACUGAAUACCAUUCUAUGAUUUGUGGGAAGAUUCUGUGCUGAAUACCAUCCUUUGAUUCAUGGGAAGAUUCUGUGUUUUUUUUAAAACAUGAAAAAAAAAUGAAAUAUUUAUUUUUCUUAUUGAUAAAUCAGAUUUCAUAAGAUUCUCAAAUCAAGUACAGCAAUAUUAAAAUUGCUCUGCUUUUUUUUAAACAUAAUCUCUUGAUGGCUAUAGAUUUUAUUCAUUGGUCUCAAAUUUUAUUAAAAAUAUUUUAGUUUACUAGUGGUUAGAAUCAGAGCUGUUAGUGACUUUUGGAGGUUCUAUGUUACUCUUUGAUUUUAAUCCCCUGGCUACCUGGCAUGACAGAAAUAUUUAUUCAAUGUUCAUUAAAACCUCCUAAUUAAUGACAUAAAAUCUUUAUUUUAUCUUGACAUAUUUCAUGCUCAAGUAUCAAUAAAAUGAAAGGAAAAUUCACUGUGAUACAAUUUAUAAGAGAGAUAAAACAACUUAAAUUUCAUGAAAUAUAUGUUAAAAAAUUCAAUCAAGCCCAAAUUCUGUUCCAAACUGUUGUGUUAGGAACUUAGGUUUAUUAACAAAACAACAAAAGAGAUUCUAAGGACACUCUGACAUUCUUCCCUUUCCCUCAAUGCACUAACAAUUUUUUUACAAAUUUAAGACACAAUUAUUUUGAUUGCAUUUUACCCUAGUUCCAGAUCAUGUCAGAUUGAUGAUCAAAAAUUACUUGCAAGCCACUGGUUUAAAUGAGCUCUGUGUAAAAUCUUUGCUUCCUUUUGUGUUAAAUUUAUUUGAUGAUGUUUAUUAUCAUGUAGUUUACAUAAAUUUAAUGGCAUAAAUGAAUAGUUUUCUGGCUAAAAAGAUCUCAUUUUACAUGAGCAUUGUUGUUAUUCCAGAAGUAGACCUACAAGUUACAAUAAUCUCAUGUCAACAUUGAUAGCAACUCUUAGAGGAACAUGUAUAACAACAUUUAACCUCAUGAUCAUAAUUGUUACAAUCAUAAUUAUUAACAUCAUAAUUGUUACGAUCAUAAUUGUUACGAUCAUAAUUGUUAUGAUCAUAAUUAUUAACAUCAUAAUUGUUACGAUCAUAAUUGUUACGAUCAUAUGUUACAUUGAUGCCUGUAAAAACUUCAUCUCUCAUUGUUCAGUGGUAUCAUGAAAAAUGAAAUCCAGACUAAAUUUAUUCCCCAAUGUCUUUUAAUCUUCUUUACCAACUCAAGAAAAUAUAAAUAUGUAUAUAUUUAUAAUUUGUAUGUACAUGAAUGAUGCACCUAAAUUAUUUUUUCAUAUUUUCAUAUACAUAGAUUUUUUAAUUUUUUUAUAGAGAGGGGCUGGGGAGUGAAGUAAAUUUUGGUAGGUCUUAAGCCAGCGGUUCUCAACCUGUGGGUCGCGAGCCCUUUGGGGGACGUACUACCCUUUAACAGGGGUCGCCUAACACUAUCUGAAAACACACAUACUCCACAGUUAUAAAGUAUCAACGAAAAUAAUUUUGUAGUUGGGGGUCGCCACAACGUGAGGAAAUGUAUUGAAGGGUCGCGGGUUUAUAAAGGUUGAGAACCACUGUCUUAAGCUUAAGCAGCUCUUUUUUUCCAUAUUGUUCUCGGUCAUCUUCUCUCACUAUCUGUUGUAUGUGCUCACAUUCUCUGUGAUCUUCUCUCAUUAUCUCUUAUAUGUUCUCACUUACUACAUACAGAAAAGAAAGGGUUCAUUGUUAAAAGAAGUAUCAAUCAUUUAUUUCAUAUUGACUUUUGAUAAUACUUGAAAUAAAACAGAUUUGAGGAUAAUCAGUAGGCCUACCAGGCAAUCCUUAAAUCUUACCAGCAUUACAUAAAUUGUGUUUGGUGUUCAACUACUUUUGACUACACUUGACUUUAUCUGAUAAGGUCACAAGUUCCCGACUUCUAAUUGUAUAAAGAAGGAAAAUCACCGGUGACCCCAAAUCAUGUAUUUUAAAAAAUUAUAUUACGCUAAAAUAAAUACAUCAAAAAGUUGAUUUUUCCAAUGGACAUGAGGUAAAAAUUCAAUAUAAACAACCCAAAUCUAUAAUUAGACACCAGCUAACUUGUCGUAGGAUCAACACAAUCUGUUGUCUAUGCCAAAAAGUGAAAUGGGUGUUCUCAUUUCUACCUGAUAGUCCCACCAAUAGUUGGGGAUCUUUUUUUCACGUGACUAUUUAAGACAAAAGAAUGCUGGUUUUAAAAAUUGAACAUAACUUUAAGCUCAGCCAUUCUCAAUGUUUUUUUUGUGUUACACAAAAUUUCCCACAAGGCAACAGCUGAAAGGAUAAAGAUGCUCUUAAAGAAUUCGAGUCUGUCAUUGACUAUCAUAAUAAAAUCAAGCUUAUGAAAAUAAAAUUACAAAUUUUAAUUUCUUCUUCUUCUUCUUCUUCUAUAUCUUAAGGGCCUACGAUCAAUUUAUUGAUCAUUUUGGCUCCUAUGCAUGUGGAUGGGAUUUGCAAUGUUUCUGUUACUGGUGGUGAUGAGGAAAUUAUCCACUAGGGGUUUGAAGGCUUGAGGCAAUAGACACAAAUGUGUCUAGUGUUGUCGCCUCAACUGUUCCUUUUGAAAGAUGGUUCCAGUCCCUGAUUGUCUUGGGCAGGAAUGAGCAGCUCCUAUACUGGCUUCUUGCUGGUAUGAGCCUGAAUUGCCUGUCAUUCCGAUCUUCGUCAUUUCCAUCAGUCAGCUAAACAUCAUCACUGACACAGGAAUCAGAUUUAAAAAAAGAUUCAUCUUUAUCGGCCGAUGUUUGAGCAUCAAUAAUUUGCAAUACAAGAUCGUUUGUAUACAAAGUUGACAACCUACGUGGUCUAGCGACAGUUGAUAUUCGUUGUAUAUGCAGGGCCAUUGCAUUUUUUGCAAACGAUUCAACAUAAAUAAAAAAAAAAAUGUCAUGUCCAAAAACACAUGUUAAAUUCAAUUUCAAAUUGUAUUGCACCACCCACGGCAGUCGAGGGAUG